AUAGUUAAAUGACACAAGCGUAGAGUAUCGGGUGUUAUUGUUUGUGUGGCCGACAGCAGCUCGUUGAGACGACCGUGUACCGGUGCUGUACGGGCGUGAAAUCGGGAGUUUUAACUGUAACCUCAAACAGGCAGCUAAAAUGGGUGCCGGUCGCAGCUCGGAGGCUGAAAGACAGCCGCUUAUGAUCCCUGCUAAUGGUGAGACACACACUCUGCCAGUGCACAGCAGAGUGUACAAGAGAAGAUGGCUGGUUCUGAUGCUGUUCUGUCUGCUGGGACUACUGCAAGGGAUGGUGUGGAACUUCUGGGGUCCCAUCCAGGUCUCGGCGGGUCACGCAUACGGCUUCACUAAGUCAGACAUCGCGCUUCUGGUGCUGUGGAGCCCGCUGGGUUUCAUUCCCUUUUUCCUGUUCAUGUGGUUAAUGGACAAAAAAGGUGAGCUGUUGUUGUUAUUUGGUACACUGUGUCCUGUCCUCAAGUUCUGGUCCUAUCAGUGUACCAAACCUUUCAAAAACCCUAUAAUAUUUUUAGAUGCUUCGUGGUUCAAACACUCGCAAGUCUGUUGUUUUUGUUACAUGACAUCCUACACCUGAUAGUGUUAUCAUUCAGGUUAGUGGUGAUAUCUGGGGUUACAUGUCCUAACUUCUGAGAAUAAGUAACUUGGUCGAUUUUGUAGAUAUUUUGUGAAGCUUAUCACAGCCAAAUUAAAUAAAUGAAAUGAAUAAGUACAUAAAAAUUAAAAAAAAAAAAGAAAAAAAAAAUGUAACUCUGCUAAUGUGGUGUAUUUUGAUGAGCGUUAUAAAAGUGGCCACAAUGCUUGGGUAGUCCUAUAUCAUUUGUGAUUUACUUUGAUUUUGUUACAUACACCAAGUCAAGAUUCAGCUCAAAAAACAACUGAUAAUAAUUUGUAAUAAUACUAAACAGACAGAGAAGAAGAAUUUUGAUAAAAAAGCAGAAAAAGCCAUUAGUUUUACUUGCCAAACAUGAGCUCCACAUUCAUCAACUACAGCAGUAAAUUCCUACUUGACAAUAAAUGUUAAUAGCAUUACAUUCACAGGGGACGUACUUCUGCAUUACUUCUGCAAACUCACUCCAUGUUUUCUGAAAAUACAAGAUUUUUUCUUGAGUAAUAUUUCAAGUUCAGGACUUUUACUUGAUUAAGAUUAAUCUUUUCAAUGUGGCUUUUGUUAUAAGAUUUUGGGAUUAGGAUUUGAAUUCAGUACAAUAGCUCUUAAGCCUGGACACUUUGCUGCAUGUCAUUUUUCCAAAAGGUAGAGAAUAAAAAACAAAGUCACAAGUAGACAUCACAAGACCAACAAGGCAGGGGUGAAUUACAGACUGAGUGGAGGUGACUAUAUUUCACCUCAUCUUACCCCGACGGCCACCAUGUGUGUUGAAAAUACACCUAUCACAUUGGAUUUACGUUGUUUCAAGCAAAUACAAAAUAUUCUCACAAGACAGACACAGAAAAACCUUAAUUUUGAAGAGCGUUGUCUCCAAUACUUUCUUCAGUGCAUGACUACAAAAACCUUUUUAACACGUUGGAAAAUAUACUGGCCAGAGCAUCUGGUGUGUAAUUCUCUAGGUUGGAUUUCCCCUGCUUUGUUGACUACAAAUACUAUUAAACAGACACCAUAGAGUCGGAUAGUACACCAUAAAUCCCUAUAUUGUUCUCUCCACAGUGCAGCUGUAUUUUCAGGCGCUGUAAUCCUGUCAAUGGUAGACGUCAAGGGCAUCGUGCUGUUAUAGAAAACCUUUCCAAAGAUCUUGGGCAUUAUUCUGCCAGGGUUUUUGGCUGUGAAGUUUGCCCGAAUUCAGUAUUUGCAUGUCUACCUGUGUUUAGUCUCUGGGCUGUACUUGGCCUUCCUUGAGUGUAAAUGUUAACUUCAGUAGCUAGAAAGAAGCAGAGCUAACAUAAGAGAAGACAUUAAUUUUUUGACAUUUUUGGCUUCAACUUAUUUCAUUCUUUGUUGUUAUUGGCUGCCAUUAAGUUGUUGUUUAAGGACACAGUUUGUAGAAGAGGAAAGUAAUAGAUGUGCCAGUUAGAUAAUAAAUAUUGGACUAGGGCAGUAACUUGGGUGCUUCUUGAUACAUGAAACUAACAGAUUUGAGAGUACUUGAGGCAUGAGCUAUGCUGGCAUUGGUUCUAGAUAUGGCCACUUUAUUAUGUUAAAAAUCAUAAUCCAAAAUAUUUUGGUUGUUUUUGACAUUUUUCGAAACGAACAUUGUCACCCUCCUCUUACUCACUCUAUCCCUCUGCUUCACUAACACACACCUGUUCCUCCUGCUCCUCCUAGCAGAGUUACACACCUCUUCUCUCUCCACCUGCGGCUGCUUGAUGGUUUGUACUGCUGUAGCACAACAUGUCGAAGAUACAGCAGCUGCCACUUGACACAUUUUUGGGGUAUAAGCAGUUUCUCUGUACCCCCAAACCUUGUGAAGCACUAAUCUGAGCUCUUGGUCAUGAUGUCUAUGUAGGUUCUCAUUCAUCCAGGUUAUCCAAUUCUUUGUUGAAAGGGCAAUUGGACUUCAAGCCCAGUUACCCUUAGUCUUAGUGCUUUCAUAUCUACUUUUUCAUUUCACUUUGUCUACAAAUGGCAAAAUCAAUGAAAAGAUAUUUACAUUUAGAAGUAUGACACUUGAAUAAGCAACCUAUACUUAUUUUAAGAGGCAAGUAAAUGAUUUGGAUUUUUGCAGGACACCAAGGGUUUUCAGAUAUCCAAGUGAAAUUUUAAACUUGCUUAUGGCCAACACUCGAAUGGUAUUUUGAGACUUCUCUCUUUAAAAACUGCUACGUUCAGGAGGAUACAAAAACCACAGAACAUUCUCAAAGUGCCUCAGCAUGCAGAAGAGCUCUUGACGGAAAGCCACUGAGUCAGAGAGCACUUCACCUAACCAGUUCCUCCACAUCAGCUGAUGGAUAUGUAUUAUAUCAUGUGUGGGCACAACUGUCAGGCGACAAUAAACAUUUACAGGGCAGUAACAUCAUAAUAGCAACCAGGCUGAGGGUGAAUUAUACACAACAAGCACAAUCUUGGCAAGAAAUUACACAACUCACCUUGUGAUUCUGAAUCAUAUGUGGUUUUGGGUGUCUUGUGUGCUUUAGUAUGUAAGAGGUUGCACGCUAUAGCUGCUCUGAGUUAGCAGGAUAAACUAAGAUUUUGCCCAGCUUAAAGCAGAAUCUGCCGUAUCACUCAGCACUGCAAUUAUAGGCUGGGUGGAUCAUGUGUUCAACUUCUUUGAACAACUACAUGGCAUCCUCAGGUUGUGCUGGGCUUUUAAUUGUUGACUACACACCCAGUCUUUUUUGUAGGCUUUCAAAUUCACUGGCUCUGCUCCAGCUUGCCUCUGUGGAAAGUGUUUGGCUUCCCUCAGAGAGUUUGUCUCCCUGAAGGUAGAGACAUGAUGAUCAACAACAAGUUAAAUACCAUCCAAGAGAGGCUCUCAAAAUCUAGCCAUAAGGCCACCAUAAUGGGACUAUAAAAUACAUACUGUUUGAUGUUACAGAGUUUGUCAGUAAGCUAGGACAAAAGAUGAUUUAAAGCUCCUGUGGGGAGUUUUUAGCUGGUUGUAAAACAGACUGAUAUUCGACACCUUUUUUAAAGCUACCAAUGCCAACAAAACAUCAAAAACCAGAAAUGUCAGUUCUGUAUAGCUAUUUUUGUGCUAGAAGCUGCUGCUGGAGGGUAGGUGUCUGAUAAAGUGGUUCCCAGAGUGUUGCAGAAAGAACAGUUUCCUGCAUGUUUCCCCGACACUUAUGUCAGGAAGUGAUAUCUUCAAAGAAAGCAGGAUAAGGUUUUUAGUUAAAAGAACUUCAUACGCAUGUUUAGAAAAGAGAAGACAAGACAUACUGUUCCAUUAAGAGCUUUAGGUGUGAGGCUAUAAAGCUGGUAAAUCUUGUUUGUUACCCCCCAGCCCUUUUUUCUCAAAUGUAGGUCACUAUCUUUGUGUGUCACAAAAUCCAAAUGCAACAAGUAAAAAUACUUUCUCUUAUGCAUUACAGCAAGUCUGAUAUAAUCUCUGGAACAACAUCACUAUGACACAAAGCUGCAGAAAUACGAUCUGAUUAACUGAUAAGCUUCUGCACUCACUUCAUUAUGUCGUUCACUGAUAAGAAAAUAAUCAAACGAGAGGGGCUGAGACUCUCUGAAAAAUGUAUUGUAUUGGUUGCUGUCUGGAUAUUGAGUUGAAGGUGAAGUGUGCAGUAUUUAGCUGCAUUUAUCCAAACAGACUUGGCAGAAAUGGAAUAUUGUUUUUAUAACUAUGUUUGUUUUAGUGAAUAAUCACCAGAAUAAAUUGAAAAGCAUGUUGUUUUUGAGCAUAUCGUGUCUACACAGAAGCUGGUCCUCUUCCAUAGAGGCCACUGUUAUGCAUUGCCAUGUUCCUACAGUAGCACAGUGGGCAAACUAGUGGCAUUUGCAUUUUGUAUUGAGUGAGUAGCUGCGCAAAGAAGACAAAAAACUGUCUUUGUUGCAUGCAAAAGAUUUGUAUUGACAGUUUCAGUGUCACUGUGUUCCUAAACCCAGCCUCAAAUAACCAUAAAGCACAGAUGUCUUUCAGAUUCUUCAUUGACCAUAACAUAAUCCUGUUGAGGGAUUCAUUGACAGGCGAUGUAGUAAAACACUGCACAGAGGUAAACGUCUGACUUUGAAACCUAAAGAAGACAGCCUGACAAACUCCCAGCAUGCACCAUGAGCUUGUAUUGGCAUGUUGUGACCUGUAUUUCCCAUCCUGGAUCAAUGGAACUCAGUCCCAGCCAGGUCCUGUCUGACUGCUGCUGAAGUAUUGACCAAUGUGGAGAUCUAUGUAAAGCCUCUGCAGCUGACAGCUUACAUGGAAAGAGAGAAGAACAGGGAAGUGGAGAGAGUUUCUCCGAGUGGGCAUCAUGUGGGUGAAACUGAGAGCAGACACUUCUGUUUGUGAGAGGCCUCUUUGUCGCUGUGAUUGCUGUCAUACGGGCUUCAUUGAACAGGGAUCGGGAUUCCUGUUGUCUUCCUACAUAUUUGAUGAUACAAUCAGCCACACACUCACUCAGUCACCUCUUUAUGUGACACAGCUGGCUAAAAAUAAUGCAGUUAUUUUUAAGACCGCAGCCUGACGACAGAGACAGGAAUAUCUCUACUUUGUCAAUCCUCAACAUUUAGCAGACUACAAACCGCAUUGUACCCAAAGUCCAUUCAGCUCAGUUAACAUCUUAUCCAAAAGAGAUUACAGUUUUUACAUAUUUUUCUUUCUUUUUUUUUUUUUUGCAGGCCUGGUGUAUUAGAGUGUUUUUGGAUUAAUCAUGCAACGCGUGCAAUACAGUCGUCUGAGUUUCUUAGGAAAUAAAUUUUUGCAAGCUUAAGCUUCUUAAAAGUGGGAUUUGUAUUGUUUUCCGGUUUAUGUCAUUGUUAAUCAAAAACCUUUUAUUUUGACAGCUCAUCAGAUAAAAUCAGCGUUUAGAAAAGUCUGAAUGAAUGAUGAGCUGUAACUGUUACACUGGACUAAAUAUCAAAUCAAUGUUUUAAUAUCAGGAUGAAGAUUGUCUAUAAUGGCAGUCCUGCUCUCAAAAUGAGACGAUUUCAUGUAUGUUGGUGAGCUCAGCAGACCCUGUUCACAUGUAGCAUCAAUAUCAGACCAAAGAGAUCAGACCUCUCUGUUUGUCGUCCUGCUCAUGUGUGUGAGAGUGCAGCCUUCACCCUGGGGUGGCAAAAAACAUAAUCUUAAUUUAACGCUUAUUUUAAAGUCUAAUGAAGGAGACUGGGGCUGCACAUUAAUUAAGUAAAAUUUGAUUACAAGUGAUGAACACCCACAAAGCAGCUAACAUAUGAUCUGAUUUAGACAUCUGUAUAUAUAAACAUCUUUUCUGUCUUCCAGGUCUGAGGGCGUCCCUCCUUCUUUCAGGGUUCUUCAUGCUGCUUGGAGCGAUUUUGAGGUCCCUCCCAUUUACAGAGCAGCGUCUCAGACGAUGGUAAGACUCCUCCGGAAACAUUGUUGUAGUGGACAGUAAACAGGUGCUUGAAGUGAGAUGGUGAGCUUUUGAAUUGUAAAGCAGACUCUUGAUCUCCAAUGUAGUCACAAGUCUUGUAUUAUCUUAAAUACUUGGAUUUAUUAGGUAGGCCUUCUCGUAUUAAUUUGCAGCAGGUUAGUGGUAUUACAGGUUGUAAUAAGUGCAGUCCAGAGAGACCGAGUCUGAUAGAAGUAACAAUGAAUAGGUUCAUCACUUUGUGAGAGCCUGGGUGAGCAAAAAGUUGGUAUCAUCUACAGUGUGUACUACCAAUAAAAGUCUGUCCUGUGACCUGACAAAUUCAGAUUUGACAUUCCUUUUGGAAACCAUGGAUGCUGCAUCGUCCACUCUAAAGCAUUGGUCGACAUUUCCCUUUUAAAAGUGCAGAAACUGCUCUGCUCGUUUCCCAUGUUUUUGCACCUUUAUCAAUUAAAUUAGGUUUCUACUUCUGAUCUAAUAAAAGGAGAAAUGCUCUUUAAAGAAACUCAGUCCAUUAUUCUGUCAUCCCAAUAUUUAUGCUCCACCUAUAAGUUGCAUAACUUUCUACAAGGCCCUUAAUGUCCCCCAACACACAAGCAUGAAGAUAGAUGAUGACAGAUGAGCAGUCCAGCCCUGCUGGGUUAGGCUGUACACUGUAAUGAGUAUACUGAGAAAUAAGAUAAAGAAUUAAAAUUGAAAUAAAAAAGUAGAAGAUCACAGCAUUUUUUGUUUUGACUGCUGUGAAGUAGAAUCACUAAGAUUGGUCACUUUUAGAGAUGGGCCAACACGUUAGCUGUGGCGUUGUCUAUAGCAGCAGCAGCUGAUUGACGUCUUUAGAGCAACAUCCCCCAAACUAGCUCCAUGUAAGUGAGGAUGAGCCGUUCUGAAUAACUGAGCGUAUUCUGUGGCUGGUGGCUUUUGUGUUUUUUUUUUCUCAUGGCUUUCACUUAUUUUCUAUAAUUUGAGUCAUGCAGACAACUGCUAGCUAGGCUUGUUGUGAACACUGCAUUUGCUCUCAGUGCACGUACACUCCAGUCUCUCUUCCUGGACUCUUAAAGUGUGUUUUAAUUGUUUUUUUGCAAAAUGAGUGACAUACUUGAGAGUGUCACUUUACAUUUGAUUAGAACAAAGAUUAAGUAACAACAUAUUUGUUGUUGUUGCUGUUGAGCAAAGUACAACAUGCAGUAGUCCUUUGACAGUGGCUUGUAGAGGCAGUCUGUGUUCAGCUGUAUUGAUCUCAGCCAAGGUCCUUUGCCCUUCUUCAAAGCAGAGACCUGUAACUGAUCAGCCGACAGUCAGGAAGCAUUUGGCUGCCUGUGACAGACAGUUCAAUACUUUGUGGAUCCUUUACACUCCUUUUAUGUGUCCUUGCCGCCCUUUUCCUCUCUUAUCAGACAGUUCUUCAUUGGAAGACAGGCCAUCACGGGGACACAUAAAACUUCCAUUAUUCUCUGCGUUUCAUUCUCAGUUUUUCUCAUGAGUUCACCGUUCCCCUUUUAGAAAGAGCAAGAAGGUCAUUUUGAUUAUAAUUUGCCUUUUACAAAUGUAAUUUCAUUGAAUAUUUCUGAGUGGUAAUCUGCCUGAUAAUUGCUAUUGGGCUCCACAAUGGGGCAGUUCAUCAUAAAAUAUCAAUACUUAGAGGAAAUUGUAUUUCUCUGAAUGGGUCACGUAUCACUUUCACUCCCAGGGUUUGAAGAUUUUUAAAAUAAUUUUGAGCUUUUAUAGAGUAGAUAAAUCAAUUUCCAUCCUCAUUCUUUUCUCUCUAUGUUUCAUGAGCCUGGGUUAGGAAAGCCAUUAGUGGAGUGAACGGCUAAUGUAACAGUGAAUCAGGCCCGAUGUUGGGGAAAAUAAUAAGCUCAUCUUGAAGUAUAUAAUCCUGAUCCCUUUAUUGGGACAGCCCAACCUAAAAAAUAGUACUGACUCUCUGCUGUGAAAUAUUUGGUUUUGCUUUUGUUAUACUGCAUUUAAGUGUGGUUUGUAGUAUUGUGCCGAGUCCUAUUAUUAGUCCAUAUUUAUAACUAGAAAGGCUCUUCUCUCCAUUCCUCAGUGUUAGGCAGGGCAUGGCAAGUUUACACAUCUGAGAAGUCACCAUUAAUGCUGCGUUUGAGUCACCCUGGAAGUCAGAUGUCUGAGCUGGGAAUGACGUCACACCCGAGUCACCAGCGUUUCAGUCACCAAGUCAGAAAACAGCAAAAUUGGAGGCGGAAACAAGAUGUUGCAGAAGGACCGCAUAUUCGUUCGUAAGUUGAUUAUGUUCGGACAAGGCGAGCGCUAAAAUAACGUCAGUAGAUGUAGCCAUCUUGUUUCCACCUCAAAUUUUGCUUUUUUCUGACUUGGUACCUGAAACACUGGUGACUCGGGCGUGACGUCAUUUCCCAGCUCGGACAUCUGACUCCCGAGGUAACUCGAACGCAGCAUAACCCGGAAGGUUUGGAGCAACAUACACUCACCGGCCACUUUAUUAGGUACACCUGUCCAACUGCUCGUUAACACUUAAUUUUAAUCAGCCAAUCACAUGGUGGCAACUUAGUGCAUUUAGGCAUGUAGACAUGGUCAAGACAAUCUCCUGCAGUUCAAACCGAGCAUAAGUAUGGGGAAGAAAGGUGAUUUGAGUGACUUUGAACGUGGCAUGGUUGUUGGUGCCAGAAGGGCUGGUCUGAGUAUUUCAGAAACUGCUGAUCUACUGGGAUUUUCACGCACAACCAUCUCUAGGGUUUACAGAGAAUGGUCCGAAAAAGAAAAAAUAUCCAGUGAGCGGCAGUUCUGUGGGCGGAAAUGCCUUGUUGAUGCCAGAGGUCAGAGGAGAAUGGCCAGACUGGUUUGAGCUGAUAGAAAGGCAACAGUGACUCAAAUAACCACCCGUUACAACCAAGGUAGGCAGAAGAGCAUCUCUGAACGCACAGUACGUCGAACUUUGAGGCAGAUGGGCUACAGCAGCAGAAGACCACACCGGGUGCCACUCCUUUCAGCUAAGAACAGGAAACUGAGGCUACAAUUUGCACAAGCUCAUCGAAAUUGGACAAUAGAAGAUUGGAAAAACGUUGCCUGGUCUGAUGAGUCUCGAUUUCUGCUGCGACAUUCGGAUGGUAGGGUCAGAAUUUGGCGUCAACAACAUGAAAGCAUGGAUCCAUCCUGCCUUGUAUCAACGGUUCAGGCUGGUGGUGGUGGUGUCAUGGUGUGGGGAAUAUUUUCUUGGCACUCUUUGGGCCCCUUGGUACCAAUUGAGCAUCGUUGCAACGCCACAGCCUACCUGAGUAUUGUUGCUGACCAUGUCCAUCCCUUUAUGACCACAAUGUACCCAACUUCUGAUGGCUACUUUCAGCAGGAUAACGCGCCAUGUCAUAAAGCUGGAAUCAUCUCAGACUGGUUUCUUGAACAUGACAAUGAGUUCCCUGUACUCAAAUGGCCUCUACAGUCACCAGAUCUCAAUCCAAUAGAGCAUCUUUGGGAUGUGGUGGAACGGGAGAUUUGCAUCAUGAAUGUGCAGCCGACAAAUCUGCGGCAACUGUGUGAUGCCAUCAUGUCAAUAUGGACCAAGCUCUCUGAGGAAUGCUUCCAGCACCUUGUUGAAUCUAUGCCAUGAAGAAUUGAGGCAGUUCUGAAGGCAAAAGGGGGUCCAACCCGUUACUAGCAUGGUGUACCUAAUAAAGUGGCCGGUGAGUGUAUGCCGCCAUCCAUAGAGCGCCUUUGUCAAGACAGACCUCACAUAAUAUUGCAAGAUGAUGCCAGUGGUCUGCUAGCAGUCCUGACUUGUAAGACAAAGGAGACACCGACCUGAUGAGCAGCUAAAAUCUUACAUUGGGCAAAAAUGCGACAACAUUUCACUCUGAAAACUUUAAAAUCUGGCCCUCAAACACAAACAGAUUGCUAAAUAUGUCAUCUUUACACAGUUUUCAUCUAAACUUAAUCGCUUGCAGAUGAUUUCAAAGUGUGUCGACUGACAACCUUCCAUCUAAAUAUAACAAAAAUCUAAUCACAGCCUCCUUCAUGCUUCUGAAGACCAGCCAAAGAGGACAAAAAAAGUAUAAAGGUUCAAUAUCAAACUCUGUAAUUUUUUUUUCAAAGAGCAGUAUACUGUCUCAUGAGCUGGAGCUAAGAAGUUCAUAAAGGUCAAGGUUUUUAUCCUGGGUCAGAGCUGCCUGCUGCUUUCCCAUUGCAUGAUGGGAUCAGCCUUUCACAAUCUUGACCUUUUGCUCUUUAGAUUCGGUAUUCAAGUGGAAAACCAGACUGCAUGGUAAAAGCCAAGACAGCGUGAAUCACUCUGCAAAUGUUAGCUCUGACACUGUGCGGCCUCAUUUGCAUAUUAAAUGUAAUAGGUUACGGCUCUUGAAACUUAAUGGAUGACACAGUGGAUUAAAGACAGUGGAGUGCAGGCUGAUAGUCAUGCAGCUCCCUGGAUCACCAGUAGAUGUCCCUCUUUGCCUUGAAACUAUCAGACUGUGGAAGCUUUGUGUGAGGAGGACCUGUGGGUUUGCUGUGUGUGGCCUCCACUUACUUUGAAGAUUUUUUUCUGACCCCUUUAAAGCAUGUGUGGGUCCAGCUCCAAGCUAUAUCAAAUAUUUGUUGACACUUGAUAAGCCUGAGAUCUCCAGGUGAGGUGCAAAAGUGGGGGCUCCGUACAAAAGCUGCUUUUACAUUCAAGGACCCUUAACUUUAGAGAGACCAGCCUGAAGAAGAAAGACCCUAAAAAUUCCGUCUAAUAUUUCCUCUUUAAUUCUAUAUUAUUAAUCAUGUCUUUUAUUUAUUCUUCAUUUGUUACACAUCUCUCUUCAAAUUCUUGUUUUUUUUAAAUUUAUGUUGCUUUUAUUUCUCAUUAUUGGUAAUAUUUCCUAAAACCUUUUAUUUAAAUUCAUAUUUUUGUAAUUUAUGUAUAUUUAUUCUCUGAAAUAUUUUUAUUCUGUCCAUUUUUACUUGUUUUUAAGAUUGUUUGUGUCUUAAUAUUUUUUUAUUCCUGUUUUUUUUUUUGUUUCUAUAAAAGCUCAAAUUUCUGUUUUUUAAAUUUCUUCGAUUUCAGUUAAGUUUUUAUCGCUUAAAUUGAUUUUGCUUUAAUAUAUUUGAUGCUGUUAUGCCUCUAUAUUGUUUUAUUACUUCCAAUUCUUGCCGUUUCAUUUAUUUCUUUGACUUUAUUUCACUGCUCUUACCCAGAUUUCUCUGUUUUUUUGUUAGGUUUUUGUUUUAUUACUUCUAAUUAUUGCUGUUUCAUUUAUUUCUUUGACUUUUUUACUGCUCUUACACAGUUUUCUCUCCAGUUUUACAUUUCUGUGUUGUCUUCUUGGUCUUUUUUCUUGACUGUAGCUUUGUGUCAUUCUGCUGCAUCUGGCCUUAUUUGUCUGUUUUUUUGUCGCUUACUGAGUUUUCUGGUUAGUUUGUUCAUCAAAGCUUUUGUAGACUCUUAUUUUGAAAGGUGCUGCAUAAAUUGAGUAUAUUGAGAGACAUACUGGCUCCAGAGCUCAAGGGCUAUUCAAGAGCGAUCAAAGACUGUUAGUUUCCUGCUCGAUUUCAGACGUUUCUUUGCAGAUCUGUUUUUUCCUUCUACUGUUUCAUGUUUUCGAGGAGAUUUUUUUUUUUGGUUUUGUUUGUGAAGCCCUUUUGUGGAAGUGAACUGCUUCUUUGUUUUGACUCUAAAGAUCUUUUCUCUGAGAAUCAAAGGAAGUUUUGAACCUGUUUGAGGUGGAAGUUCCUCUGCUUUUAUCACCAGGAACUUUGUACAGCUGCUACAGUCGCGUCUGAAACCAGAAGAGUGUGUUUGUUUAGUCGAGUUCGGGUGAGGAGAAGAAAGGCAGCAUUGCAUCAGUGGGUCACUGAUUAGCCCUCGCUGUGAUGAGGUCUGCUCUCAAAUCAAAGACAUCAAAUUUUAACCCUCCUCAGUCUCUUGUUUUCACGCCUUCGCUCUUUUCUCUCGCCUCUCUCUGCCUGUCUCCCUCCUGCAUUCAAACAAAAACUAGCCGUGUGAUUAGUAAGUGUCUAUCAGUCAGAUCUCAGACUUUCUUUUAGACACUGUCUGAUUGGCCAUCAGAACACAUUGUGGGUCCCGCAGCAGGCUGUCUUAUUACUGUCGCUAUUGCUGUGGUGUCAUUUUCAAGACGGAAUUGGUCUGGCCUUUGUGUGAAGGCAAAAUUGGGUCUUGUCAGCCCUGCUAGACCAGAGAUACGGGGUUGAUUUUACCACAAUGCCGGCUUCUUUGUCUCAGUCCCCAUCAGAUUUGGUCUGACAGGAUUCAUCAAUACUGAUUAACGCAAUCAUCUGGCUGAAAAAAAAAAACUGCGCCCUUUCCUUUGCUUCACCCUGUGCAGUCUCUCAUCCUCAUGUUAUCCACCAUCUGUCCCUAUCACCUGUCACAUUAAAGGCAAUUUUCACAGUCACAUCCAUCCUGAGAGCUUAGAGACAAAACUUUAAUAGUUUUAGAGAAGUGACCAAAACUUUGUGUCACAAAGUUUUAAAAGCUGAGAGGAACACACUGAUGUUUAUGGAGCCUUUUUGCCUUGUUUAUGCUUUCAGUAAUUGCGUGGCUGGUUCUGGCAUGUCUUGUUAGCUCAAAUUAAAUAAGGAGAUGAUGAAGCAAGGCUGCUCAAAUGUGGCGAGAAUCAUAAUCACAGUUAUUUUGGUUCAUACAGAGAUCAUGAUUAUUCAUUCAAAGGAUUACUCAGAAAUUUAUCUCUACAUCACAUGCAUUUACAAAGCUAAAAAAAAGUCUUAAAAACUUAAUCAAUCCAAACUAUACAAUAAAAACACUUGAAUAAGUUGAAAUAGAAAAGGGUUUAACCCUUUGUUAUCAUAUAUAAUAUAUAUUUAUUAUCAUUUAACAGUGCUGAACGGGACCUUGCAUCAAUUCUUCACUGUAACCUAAUUUUAAUGAUAUUAAUCACUAAAUCAAAUGCCAGGCUUAAAUUGUAGUGCAGUAUAUUUGCACUGCAACACAGCAGGCAGCACAGUUAUAGUUCAAUUUCAUUAUCUUAUUAUCAUGAUAUUUGGGAGCCUUAUUGGAUCUUGAUUUCCCAGAUUUAUUAUGAAGCAUGUGGAAUGGUUUGACUCUCACAAAAUAAAACAGAGCCAUCAUCAUUUAGUUUCAUUUUAGUUUGAACUGGUGCAGACUGAUACAGAGGUGGAAAAAACACGUUAACUAAAUUGGUGAGUGCUCCAGAAGAACCUGUGCAAACACACUCCAUUUGUUAACCUGAAAUGGACCCUGAACCAAAGAAGGCUGUUGAAAAAUUUACAGCCGUGCAUACAGUUGCAUAUCUCUGAUUGAUUAGUGUGUUGAAAUUCAUAGCUUUUUUCUUUCUUGACUUUGGUUUGUAACUUAAUGUUAUGGGCAAAGUAAGUUGAUAGUCAUGAAAAAGACAAAUUUGUAUCCCAUAAAACAAGUUCUUAUAAAGUCACCUGUUGGAGUUAAAGUGUCGGGCUCUAACCUUUGACAGCUUGACCCUGCAGUACUAAAGGAAAACCAUGAUGGUGUAGAAGGAAGUGAAAUAUUCAAGGAGUAGGAGUUGUUUUGCAUGCAUGCAUAUAAAAUCAUUCCUGUUGUUACAUCACCACAGGAGCCAGCUCAAAUCACCUUGUGUAGCUGUAUUUUCCCAGUUGGUGGGCUACGAUGCAGAGGCCUAUUUGCUUCCACACUCUACAGAAAUACUCAUCGGGUUGCUGAAGUGUGUGUCUACAGUUUCUCUGUAUCAUUCCUCUUUCCCUUUGCCAUUCUGUCUGUUUCCAUAUGUGACUUUUGAGCAUCCAGAACACAAAGUAAUCUCAUUGGUCAACACCAAUUACGUGACGUAAUACUUUGUAGAAAGCAGAAAGAAAAGUUAAACAUGAUAGACUUUCUCUUGGCAGGUUGUGAGAAAUCCCAGACGUGGCCUUGAUUGUCAUUCACUGUGACGCACUUCACAAGAAGAGAACAUUGUUUAUCAGGGCCACCGGGUCUGAAGAGAUGUCACAGCAAAAAAGCGGCAACAUCAACUCCUAAAAACAGAAUAAUUCCAGACUCUUUACCCAGAUUAGUAUCUUGUACUGAAAUAAUAAUGUUGCGGAUUUGUUUGGCUGUUUUCCACAAGAGACACAUAGAAGAAAAGCCUUAAAAAGGGAAGCAAAAUAAAACCCUUUUUCAUGUGACGGAUACAUUUUAUCGCUUGUCUCUCUUUUCUUCCGCUAUUAUUUAUAAGAUGAAGGAAAAAAGCAGAGUUGUAAACACAGCUGUGUCCUGACAUUGGGUUCAUUCCUCAACGGCUAAGGUGACUCACUUGCGACAGAAAAGUUGGAGUCGUUGAGUUCAGCAUGAGCAACACUUCAGAUUAUCAGGUUAUUCUGCAUUUUAAUAAAGUAUUGUAUCAAAAAAUGGGACACUAGCUUGUUAAAACUUUCAUGUCUUUAUUGGAGUGCCCCAAUUUGCACUUAUUGGAAACUUCAGCAGUUAAUUGAGCAAUAAAGACCGAGAUGGGUAUGAAAGAGGAAGGAGUGGGAUGGAUAAAAAGUAAAAGGCGUAGAGUAUUUUAGGAGGUGCUGCUGUGUAGGCUGGGAUGUUAGCCAGCGUUAGAUGUGGGAAGGAGAUAUAGAGGGAACGAGUUAUUCUCAAAUCAAUCUGUCACUGACCGCUGCACUUUGUAUUCUGCCUCGACACGGAAACUGCAAACCCGGGAGGCAACAGACAGCAAAGUUAAAAAGAGUUAGAGGGCAGAGAGGGGAGAGAGUAAACCAAAGAGGAAAACAGCCUCGUAUAUGUAAGCAUUAAGUCCCAGGAUAGUGCUUUCCAUUUGUUUUUUACACAUGCAAACUGAACAUAACAAACUGAAUGUGUUUUACUGCUCAGUUAUGAAAAUUGCUGACUAACUGGAGCAGCUAUUAUUGGAUUGUAUUUGUGUUUUUGAGUGAUUAGGCUGCUGAGUUUCUUCCUUGUUGUAAUUGGAUAUUGGGUCAUUUCCAGAUUUAAUAAUUAACCUUGCAGUCUGUGAAAACUGGAGAAUAUAUAAUGACAAGUGAGUGUACAUGGUGAGACCUGCCCACUGGUCUGUGGUGACAGCCACUUUGUCAACACUUUGCAAAACAGCCCUUGGCUCUGCUGCACUUUUUUAAAGCAUGUGUCCACUUUCACAGUUGAUGUCGGACAUGAUGGUGGCUUGUAGGCUGGCUCCACAAAUAUCACCAGCUCACAGAGGCCUCCCCCUUCCAAAUAACUUAAUGGGAGCAUGUCUCCAGUCAGAAUUUUUAUUAUUAACAGGCUAAUCUUCUCCACCCUGGUAUUAUCACAUCGAUGUCUGCUUAAAGGGCUAGCAAAUGCUGUGAUGCGAAACUCCCUCUCAUCUCCGCUGUGUGGUUAAUCAUCAAGCUGGUAUUUCUAGGACAGGGCUUGACACUAACUUUUCUCACAAGGAGCACAUGUGCUUCAGGAACUUCAAGGGCACAAUAAAAAUUUAAGAAAUAAUGUGUGCUUUAUUGGUCAACAUAUGUACUAUUAUUUGAAAUCAGUUUUAGGCCAAUUGGUCACAUGUAAUGGAAGCUAUUGAAGAAAAUGUUCAAAAUUUGCCUCUAAAUUUAACACGGAAAUUUUAGAGGACAAAUAAGGGAAAUAAAGGGGUGUGUCUUAUUGAUUGAACAUUGAACAUAAGCUUCUUCCGGCUCUCAACGAAGGUGGUCGCAUUUUCUCUCCUCUCCCUUAUCUCCUUGCUCCCUGCUUUGCCUCUUCGUCUCGUCCCGUUUUGUCUGAAACUCUAAGAGCUUCUCACUGCCUGAUCUCCGAAACCAACCAUGGAACUGAUGAACUGGUCUUUCAACGCAAGUGACAAGAUUGUCUCUACGAGACAUGGAGGUUCGCCGCGGGCUACGUGAUGGACAGCUGGGGGAAGUGGCGUGUCAUGUGCCUGUCGGUCCUUUCCGUGGAGGAUGUGGAAGAUGUCUACCUUUUCGGAACCAUGAUAACAGGUCUGUUGCUGUUUGGCUUUUGCUUCGCCCUGAUUUAUCUACAAAACAAGGAGAUGCUGGCAGCGGUCAAGAGCCCCCAAAGGCUGCCCGUCAUGAUUUUUGAGGUGGGCAAAGCCGUAGGAACUCUUUCCGGGGCGGUCUCCAAUCUUCAACAUCAAGUCAUGAUUGGGGAUCGCAAGGGAGAUGUGAUCUUGGAGAGGCUUUCGACUUUGCUGGAGACAAUGGAUUGAUAGAGAGACCAGGAUGGACAAUCAGAGUAGCCGAAGUCUAUUGGAAUGUGGCUACUCGCUCUAACCCAAAUAUUCUAAUCUACUAUUCGGCUCCCUCGGUAUCGGCCUUGGCCAAGGUCGAUGCUGGCACAACUCCUCCAGGAGAUCUCAGCAAUUCGACGCUCUGAACUUUCCUCCCCAACCCCCUCCUUCACAGACACCUGCGGAUUGUUGACUUGUAUUUAGUACAAUCCACUCACUCUUGAAGACCAGCAGAUUUCCAGGGAGAAACUCCUUGUGCUUCUUGUUUAGUCUAGUCCCAAUCCCCCAAAAAUGGAGGUAAUCUGUAAUGAUUUAUGUAUUUGUCUUAGUGUCAAAGGGUGAUUUCUGUUCUUAGCUGACUUUGAAGGCCCAAAGGCUUCCCUGUCUAAGAAGAGCAGUGAGGUGAUAUGAUUCGUCAUAAAAUUUUAUUGUUGUUGUUGACACAGAAAACCUACAUAGGCUGAUUUUUUUCCAAUCAAGGUAAGGGAAAUGGCAAAGAAUCUGACCGAUAUGCAAAAUCAAUAAUGGCAAUGGUAUCAAUAAAAUCUCUUGAAUUACCAGCCCCAGUCAUGAACCCUUAUAUCUUAAUUAUUUAUUUUCACAUUUACUUCACUUCAUUUGUCGGCUGCAUGUCAUCCAAAUUGGUAUUAAUUGGAACUUCAAAAGAGCUGAAGUCCACAUGAUCAGACUUAGAAACAUCCAGUUUUCUCCAUCCAGUCUGUCCUCACUAAUGAUGAAUACGAACCGGCUGAGCUCUUAGCUGAACUCUGAACAAAUAUACUGAAUAUUUUUGGAUGCCGUGGAGUCCGAAUUAGCCCUCCUUGUCUUGUCCUUAUCCUUAUCUCGCUCUCUGCCUCUCGGUGCCUCCAUCUCACAUUGCUCUGAAUGAACGAUGUCUUUCGCGAGCGCACACACAAUCGGCCAUGUGCUGUCUCAGGUGGUUUUCCGUCAGACAGUCUGUAAAUGGGGGAGGAAGGUGGUGAGUGGCCCGGUGGCAUCCGAGGACGUCUCAGAGUACAUCCAUCUCGCACGGCUCAGUCUUAGAAACUCUGCAGGAACUGAUUCAUGCCAUAAUUAAAGCUUCUUUUCACCCGCUCCCCUCCACAUUAUUUUAUCUCACAUUCAUAACACAUUCAGAUUACAUCAUCAUGCCUUAAUGGGAACACUUUGAACUUAGUAAUGCUUCAUCCAUAUUUGAUAUUCUUAGAGGUUUGAAAGUUGUAAAUCCGAUUAGACCAAAGGAAUUUCUAAAAGAAGAAUUAACCAGCUCCUCUUUUGAUGAUGAGUAAAUGUUUACGGUCACUUUUAGGACUAAAAUGUCAAACUUUAGUUGUUCCAGCCUUCUGUAAUGUCAAGAUUUUGCUGUUUCUUUCUUCUUUUUGAUAGAGCCUGGGGAAUUUUUCUGUUUAGGAAUCAUGGUAGGGCAAAGGAUAUAAAAGGGUCAUUUUGUUAUCUUUUAAAGUGUCAGAUUCCUUCAGUCCCUACGAUAGCUGGCACCGACUACUUAAAUAAGGUUAAAGGUCAAUGUUUAGUUCAGUAUCAUUCAGAAUCAUCGCUCACAGGUUAAGUUGUUGUAACUUUUCAAAGUUGUCAUGGAAACACACAAACUCGACCCAAAACUUCAGAGACUGAACUUCACCGCAGUAACUUACAAUGAAGCAACGAAAACUGGAUUUCUCUCAAUUGCCUGAAUCAUUACUUUAAAUUAAAUGGAUAUGCAACUCCAAGCUCCUCCCACAAUGACAUGAGGAGCCAAAGAACCUGCUGCUUCAUUGUCUCUCUUCAGUUUUAUGACAUUUGGCAACCCAAAGUAUUAUCAAAUACAUAUUUUCCGCACAAUAUCAAUAACUCAUUACUCUAAAAGAUGGUAAUGGUAAAUGCUGGUAUACUGCCACAGCCACAAGCAUCCAUUUAAGAUAUAUAAUCUGUCAGCUUUACCUCAAUUAGAGUGAUUGGCACGUUGCUGAUCUAUCAAACCUCAGCAAAAGGAAAUUAAUGUCAGUCUCUUCUCUCGGAGUCCAAGAAGGAGGCCUAAUUUUUUUACAUUUUGGCCACAAAUCAAAGUUAUCAGUGUACCACAAGAAAGAAAGGACACAAAAAUGGCCACAUUUUCAGGGUCCAUGAUCAGGAUUUUAAUGUAUUUCUUGCAAAAACUACUCAUACUAGUUGAUUAUUUUUCACAUUUUAAUGAUAAGUCUCUUUACUUUCUUAUUUCUUGUUCUCCAGCCUUUAACUGCAUAUCAUUUCCCACCAAGUUCACUCCAAAUACCUCCUCAAAAAACGACAGAAGAGAGGGAGAAAACCUCCUCAUCUCAAAAUAGCACAUCUCUGUUUGCUGAAGUUCCAGUUUCAAAAGGAUACUUUUGCCGACUAUCUCACCAUUAUUUUUCUAUCUCUUCCUUCUGUUUCAGGUUAAUUCACGGAGGUCAGUUAAUGAACGGUUUAGCGGGUCCGACCAUAAUGAGCGCCGGCCCUUUCCUCUCCACCACCUGGUUCGCCCCCGACCAGAGAGCCACUGCAACAGCUGUAGCCUCGCUCUUCGCUCACCUCGGAGGAGCGGCUUCCUUUGUGAUCGGACCUCUGAUAGUGCCGUCUCCCAAUAACACGGAAACAGGGACGGGUGUAUUUGAAGCAGCACUUCCAGACAACACCAUCAGAUCCAGGAUCCAGAUGGUUAUGUAUACAGGUACUAACAGAAAGCGAGAACCUCCUGAGGGCCUGCUGGAUCGAUAGCACAUCAUUUUAACAUCAUGUCAGCUCUGCCAGGGGACACAAAUACAAUCAGGCGAGGGGUGUUCAAGAAUUUAACAUUAACGCCAAAAAAAAAGAAAUUAUUAUCUUCAUAACCACCCCUCUGAAAAAUAGAUUGAGACUGUUAUGCUUAACUGAUUCAGAAAAUUAAAAGCAACACUGAAAAAAGAAAUGAGUAUGCUGUAAUAUAUUGAGGCGGCAACUUUUGUUUCAAACUAAGGUAGUUUUGUCAUCACGUUUUAAAGACGGACAAAGCACCUUUAUUGAACCUGAAGUUUGUAAGAAAUAGAGGCAGAGGAAUGACUUUCUUCAUGUCAAUUCUGCUGCUCUCUUCAGCUCCUUACCCACACAUGAAUCAAAUAAACCAAAGUUGUACACCAGUAAGCAUGGAAUUAAAGAAUUAUAUGACCAACCAAGGAUGUUCCUAAUAUCCUGUUUAAUUUGGACAGAAAUUUAAAUAGCGAAUUAUCAACUUGUCUGAAGGAACAAACAGAAACCCUGUCAAAGCCGAGCAUGAUUUAUCAAACAUGGCUAAACACAAAAUCACAGAGUGUGCCAGUAAACAAUGUCAAACUUAGCAGAGCUCGCACCUCCAGCCUGUGGCCCUCUUUGCAGAUUAAUGUCGACAUGCAUGUGCUUGUAAUAUGUUGCUCCAGCUGAGUUAUUGUAUGCCACUUUUACCAGACACGACCUACUUUAUUUAAACCUCUGUAUCCUAUAUCAAAAUAAUGGAAGUGCUACAACAUGCUAUCUGUUAACUGUGUUUAGAGAGGCCAGACUCAAAAUCAAAGUUUAAAAUGAUCAAAAGGUAAAAGCACGUCCAUGCCAAGGAGUCGCUGCAACUUGUUCCAGGAUUUAAAGGCUGUGAAACAGAAAAUAAGUCUUUCCAAGUUCAGUUCUAACUGAAAGAGUAAUAAAAAGUCACUGAUUAGUGGAGUCUGUCGGAUAAAAACAGUCUGAGAAAUGAAUCAGAUCAAAUGAAUAAGGCAUGGUGGUGAUUUUCCACUAAAAGCUUUGUUUAUGAAGAGGUUCCAGUGAAUCUCAAGUCUCUCUUGCGCGGCGGACCACCCAACCUUGGAGUAUAAAACACAAUGAUGAGUGUUUUAGGGGCCACUAGUUAUGAAUCUCAGCGCAGAAUGAUAAACAGAGUCAGGGCGUUGAGGGUGGUGGAGGGUGCGUGACUUAGAUUACAUCACCAUAGUCCACAGUAGACAAAAACAUCACAACAACUCUCUCCCUACAAAAAGUUGGAAAGAUUGUUUCUGUGUCUAUGUAAAAAAAAACAAAAAAAAAAAAAACAUUUAUGUUUGUCGGAGUUGAUAUGAAAGUUAAAUGUAAAUUUUUCAUUGAUCCAGAUACCUUAACAUUUGUUCUCUGUGACUCUUUCAAUAGAGAUUCCCUCUUGAUUUUAUCUGCUGUUUUUCCUUAAGAGAAUAUUAUCAGCUUUGUUUUGUCUAGUAUGUACAAAAAAACCUUGGUUUUCAGACUAAAACGUUGUCCCUAAGUCUUUCUACAUCAAAAUCAACCAUUGACCGUGAGCAUUUGCUGUGCUCAAAGUUAAGAAAGACUGAAUUUCCAGCCUGUGGCCUGGUUUGAUACCUCUCCCCAACAGCAUUGUUAAGAAUUAAAAAUUAAAUAGUAAAAUUAUCAGACUUGUUACUGAUGGUCUUGUUUACUAUCGAAGGUCAUAAAGCGGCAUCAGCGUCAGUCUUAGUGUUUUAAAAACUCCUUAUAGUGCCUUUAAAAAAUCGGCCAACCAGCCAACUGGUGGACUGAACAUCCCUAUAAUAAUCACAGUGUAAAACAGAUGUUAUCUUAAAGCGCAAUUCAGCUCCUGCUUUGAAUAAAAAUAAACAUACUAUAUUUGCAUCAAGUAUUUAUUCUUCUUAUUAUAACUUACUACAAACACUCUUAAAAUAAUGAUUUUUUUAAGACAGAUGAGUAAAAUCAAGGUGCUGAUAGAAAUGUUUAAACUCUACAAGAUAAAAACAUUCAUAAAACACAAUGAUACAUCAGGGGAAUGGAUAAAGUAAUAACUGAACUGAUACCCGCCUCUUCAUACAUAAGAAGAGGGGACAUAAGGAAUGACUAGAAAUCACAGAAAAAAAGAAAACACACACACACACAGUAAGGGAUCUGAACUACAGCAUUGAUAUAUUGUACUGUGUAAGUCACAAUGAAGUAUCUCCAGGCAGAUUUAGUCUAAUUAAAACAGGCAGACAGGGAAAUAAAACACUUCGCGUAAGGCUCUGUUACAGCAACAGCAAGAUAACUCUUUAAAUUUAUGACCACGGUCUCUUAAAGAAAAAACAAUCACAGAGAAAUAAGAAGCUGCUGCUCGAUCAAAUCAUAUGCAAUAAAAAGAAAAGAGCAUCAGCUGAAAUAUCUGGGAUUCACUGAAGAGUAAAAUGAUCUCCAAGAUUAAGCUGAGAUGAGUUUUAUUCCGGAUUAUAUACCUUGUUAAAUUGUGUUAAAUAUACUGUAAUUUAUUGUCUAGAUGGAAUAGAUGGUUUCAGCUGACUUUUAAGAGUCUUGGUGACCUUUUUUUUUUAAAAACGUCAAUUUAUUUUUAACGUCUCAGAAUGGAGAUGUUUUGAAAAAUAACAAGCACACCUCUUGUGUUCGUGUCUCUGUGCUUUUUCAGAAUUGGCUGCAAUUGCUGUGAUCUACGCGGCAGUCGUGCUCUAUUUCCCAUCACGCCCGCCAAUACCUCCCAGUGUGGCUGCUGCAAGCCAGAGGCUCAAUUACAGGAGCAGCAUGUGGAGACUUUUCAGGUAACUCCGCACUCACACACUGUCACGUACAAAGUCGUCUGAAAGACCAAUACCUUCUGAAACCUUUUGCUGGGUUUAUUCUGUAUGCCAAACUUGACGUGUCCUUGAUUCCACUCUGUUAUCGAUGUGUAAAGCAGGUUAAACUCUGGCGCUGAUUUUGAAAUUAGUCUCAGGGGCUGUUAUGUUUUAAAACAUUAGACUCUAAGAAAACAGUCAACAGUGUAUUUCUGCAGAUCAGUCAGUGCACUCUAAAUGUGUCUGCAGACCCAUUAAGACUUGUUUGGUUUCUUAUUUACCCAUGCAUCACAAGCUUCUCAUCUAAGAGAGUUAAAGUGACACAGUCUUGGGUUGGAGAAGGAUAUGGAAUCUUAAUGAAUUGAGCUGUCACUCACCUCCUGCCUGCGCUGUUGUCAAAGAAACUCCAGCCUUCCCUUUAGGUUAAUUACUUAGCUGUUAUGUGGUAGUUGCUUUUGAAAACCUCCUCUGCAUCUGUAAUAUCAGGAUCAAAUAACCUCAUAAUCCAGCUGAUGAUACUCGGGUGGGGCGUUUCAGAGAGCAUCAUAUUGUCACAGAUUUCAAGGUUAGUACGCUUUAUUUAGAGUUCUCACUGGAUUUAACUACUCUGAAAAGACCCUAACCUAAAAAUAGAAAAGCUGGAAACAUAUCCACUGUGAAAGAAAGUGUUGAGUUACUCUCUUGAGUUGAAGUGAGGACCAUUUCUCUGGGUUACUACUUUUAUUCAUGCGUAAUGACCUUUCCUUACCUUAUUAGAUCAGCAGGAACAGCACAGCAGCAUUGUAUCGGUGGGGGAGUCAAGGCCAAAUCAUUCGGCCAAGUAGUUACAGGAGUAAAAGUGUCAAGAGAGUGAAAUGUCGCAGAUUUAGACGGUUGGUAUAACCUUAAUGCUAAAUGACCAGAAUGUAGGGACCUGUUGACCAGAACUGGACUGAAACAUUCAGAGUUUUUGUUAUCUCAAACUCCCCAGAGUCUCUGACAGAGGAGAUACAGAUUAGAUACAAAGAAGGUUAGUUAAACAUAAUUCACAGCAAUUGUUUGAAUCUCUAUCACAGUUGGUUUUAAAGUGGAAGAGACCUGCAGAGUUAAUUAGGCUCCUAGUUGUCAAAGAUGAACUUGUUUUUUAAGUUUACAGCCUCCUUUGUCCUCCAUAUUCGUAAGAAUAAUGCCCUUUAUAAUAAGGUCUUAAUCUCAGAAUUUGGAAUAGAUGUAUUAAUAUUUCCCUUUUCUUUAAAAAAGCUAGAAGAGAAAAACUCAACAGAAAUCCAGAGACAAUGAUUGAAUCAUACUUCUUUUGACUGCUGCAACACCCACAUCACAUCUCUACAACCCGUCACACUCUCAGCCUACGCAAUCCCCAUCCUCUGGGCACUGAAGAAGCAGCAUUGCUCUGCUGUGCCUUUUUGUCUGGCUUGUGGAGGAGCAGGGCCUCUGGCAGUGGCCAGGGAUUAAAGAGCUGGAGAAUCUGGACGAUAGCAGCCGGGGAGCUGGCCUGGCCUUGUUGGCUACUCUCUGUCUCCCUGUUGAAUGAAAUAGCUCCACUACAGAGCCAUGAUUCCUACAGGGCAGCUGACCAGUACAGAGAGGCUUAGCUCCCCUUGAGAUACAUGACAUGAACCAGACUGGUAGUUUUGGACAGAUGAACACAUCCAUGUUUAAACUGGCCAGUUUAAACUGGGCUAUCCAGCUGAGAGGGUUUCUGUUCUACUUGUGAUAGGCAGUCUUCCAGUAACCUGUUUGGGCAGCAUGUUGUAUCUCUGUCCAGCAACCCCAGGCCUCAGUUUUCUCCUGCAGCGAAGACAUGGAGCAGAACAAACAACUGUUUAUCCACUCCUAUCCAUAGAUUUAAGAGGGAGACAAAAAAGUUCGUCCUUUUCUGUAAAAUAAUGCAAGAGUCGUAUUUUUUUUUUACAUGCAAAGUUAACCAAUCAAUUCUAUUCGCUGUGAUCGAGAUUGCUGUCAUAUUUUUUGCCAUCUCUGCAGCUCUCUGGAGCUUUUAAGCCCAACUUUAUUAUUUCAAAGUACAUUUAUUCUUCAGUCAUAUCUUGUUGCAUUUAUAAGCCUUGUUUCCAGCAGCAGAAUUGUGCUCAUUUCAACUGCAAUACCGUAAUGAAUCUUCUGCAUUCCUCUCGCCAAGUAACUAGAGCAGAGUAGCUUUGCUCUAGUUUCUGGGCAUUCUGCAACAUACUGUAAAGAAGAAUCUACAUCAUAAAUCUAUCCUCUGGCAUGUUGAUUCAUCUAUGCCACAGUCUUAUCAUUUUACAUUUCUUCCUUAUUGAUCCUGGAAUCUAACCCAUUUCACCCAAAGCAGCUCAAACAGGAGCAAACUUAAGAAGUAGCAUACAGCUCUUUUUUUGAAUAGGAUCUGGGCUUUCACUUUCUCUGUAUCCUCUUUUUCCUGCAGGAUUACUCAACAUGGGAGAAACACAUUCACAGCAAGUACAUCUCUAUUAGCCCAACCAAAAGCCCUCUCUAUAUAUGUGGCAUUUUCACUCAUUAUCCUGAAGAAGGCCUGUGGUUGAAGCACAUCUGUUGCUGGGCUGCUAGGUCUCUGCACCCUUAUUAAAUGAGUUAAAUUUGCAUAGAGACUGGCUAAUUUUGCCCCAACUGGAUACAUAAUGGGCUCAUGAAAUUACAUGUAAACAGCACCUGAGCAAAGAAAUGCUAUUCGCCCUGCUAGGGUGCAUUUAUAACAGACAGACUCUUUGUCUUUUGCACAGCUUUAGUGAACUCAAAAAGCUGUGCGAUCUUUUUGUGCAUCAGGCUCAGCAUUUUCAAAUAACACUGAUGAAGAAGCUGUUUAGAGUAGAUUGGUAGUAGACAUGUAGGCGAUGCUUCAUUGUGAUUUGUAAAGACACUUUGUUGGCUGGAUGCAUCUCCAGUAAAGUUUGUUACAGUAGAAGAAAAUAGUUGCAGCAGGUGGUAGCCGACUCAUCAAUUUGUCUGAUUUGUCUGUCUGAUACCUUUGCAUUGAUGGAUCUGCUCAUCCAUUGAGCCUGUCAGAGUCUGAGCACUGGUUAAUGAUCCUCCGCCUGAUGAGUGCUUCCAGCUGUUCACAUCUGCCUCCACAGCGGCAGUCUAAUUAGAAGCCUGAGCGCCUCUACACGUGGUGCAAAGUUAUCAUUGUAUUGUGAUCAAAGUGCGAGGGAAAUACUGAACAGCCUCAGGUCUGAGUAUUGAUGAUCCUUCCCUCCCCUCAGCUGACUCACUUCAGCUUAGAAAGUUGUCAUCUUGAUGCAUCGAUUCCCAGCCGGGGUCUGCCAAGGACAAAUGGCACUUAGCUGAUGGCGCCGUGAGCUUUGAGACUUCUUCCGAAGGUAUUUCAUCACCAGCAGAGAGGAAAGGGAAAAAUGUCCCCUCUUUCACCCGUUCGCUCGCGUCGACUUGCUUACAUUUGGUUAUCUAAAUAAGCUUCCGGCCGAGGAUGAAAGGUGCAUAGAUAUUGAUUUCCUGCUGUUGUGGCAAGGUUAAUGUAAAAGGUGUUGGAGAAAAAAAGCAGAGAGGAUGCUUCAUCACAGGGCUUUUAUGAUCGUACCUCCAUACGCUUCCCACCAAGGCCAGAGUUUUCACACCGCUGAAAACAAGACAGGCUGAAUAUGACAGCAUACAAAUGAACACUUUAUGGUGAAUUUGAACUAAAGUUUUUAUGCUUGCCAAAGCUGUGCAUUCUGGGUGUUGAUUCAAGUACUUUUAUCUCAAAGAAGAGUAACCCCGCGCUAAUUGACUCAUGUCUCUUACAAGUUUAUAAGAUCAGUAGCUGUAGAGUGGAAAAAGUGAACAAACCAAAGAUAAAUUACUAAGUUAAAGCUCCUGUGAGGAGUUUUUAGCAGUUAAUGAAAGACUGAAAUAAAUGCUGAUGUCUCCAUGUGAUCUGCUGAAACAAACAAGAUCAUUAAGGACAUGAUCGAUCACUUCCUAAUUGUCAUUUUUAAUGCCUGUUAACACCGCCGCUCUAAUCAAUGGUAGUUGCUAGAAGAAGUGGCCCACAGCACACUGGGAAAACAGCCUUUUAACAUUUACUUAAAGAAAGCAGCACUAGCUUGUUUUAGCUGCAAACUUUGAUCACACUAAUGCAGAACAAGACCAGCAAAAAUCAACACAAAACCACGUCCCACACAGCUUUUAAUGUGUUGCUUUAAAGACCUGUUAUACAUAAUAAGCAAAGAUGGUCGUAUCUUAUUGGUCCAAAUAUAAGUAGGAGUGAAAAGUAACUGAUUACAGUGAACUAUUUGAACUGUUCCACCACACUUAGAGUUUAUCUCAAGUUACAGAUUUCACCAGUUAUUCCUCCUUUUCAAUCCUCUUAACAGCAUCAAGACUUUGUACUUACAAACCAGUGUUUAACUGGAACUGAAAAUCAAUUCAUCACCCAGUCCUAAUGCCUAUGCAGACCACUCCCUCCUGUCAUUACAUCAUCACAGGAGCAUGUUUAAUCUCCAUGUAGAGGCUUUAUUUCUCGGUCGGUGGGCUUCAGAAACAAUGCAGAGGCUUUUUCACAUGAAUGGGCUCAAGUAUAACAAAAGCGUGACAGAAUAAGUCAGAAAAAGCCAUUUUUCAUUAAAUGGGAUCUUGAAAUCUUUUGUACAUCAUAAUCACUGCACUGUCACAUGGCUCAUAAAUUUGGUUUAAUUCAUUUGCUUAUUUUCCUAAUUGAUCCUAAUGUUUUUGCAACAUGACUGAAAAUGUCUUGAUGAUUUAGAGUGACUCAUGAUUGAAAAAGUGCCAGUAAAAAGUUGCUAAAAGGACAAAACAGUUCUGCAGUAGCAGCUACAAGCUGUGUUUUGGUGUUUCUGUGAACCUAAAUCACUGUGUGAACAGAAGUGCUCCACUGUCUGAUAUGCUGCAUUUGAGGAAAGGGAAAGGGUGUGUGCGUGUUUACAGCAAAACAAAGUGUUUUCCUCUGUACAGGUUAUGUUUCCAUGGUCAAGUUCUCCCAGUUUUAAGACAGACUUUCGGUGUUUAUCUGCUUUUGUGUUUAGCGUUUGAAGCCUGAGCAGGGAUGCAGGAGGCCCAAAGUGUUAUCUAGAUGUCCCUGCUCGAUGCCUCUGAAGGAUGCCGCCGGCAUUCUAAUGAAGGAAAAGGUGGAAAAAUAAAUGCAGGAGUUAAACAGCGCCUAUAAACAAACAAUCUUUGAAUCUUCUCCCUGCUCUGCCAGCCUCGCCUCAUUUGUCCGACGCCUGGCGAUUCUAAUCACAUUGUUAGGGUUGAGGAGGUGGCACUGAUUUAAAUCUGCAUGCCACCUUACCGGGCGAAGGUGAUUAGCGUGGGUGUUGCGAAUGAUUGUAAAUGGGUUGUGUGUGAUUGGAGGAGUGCCUAAAGAGGUGAGUGAGCUGUGUUUGUGUGUGUGUGUAUAUACUGGAUGUGCAUACAUUAAGAGGCGUAUGCAGGUGUCUGUAUUUUCCUCCCUGUUGUUUUCAGCACUCAGAGAGCUGAUGGGAUGUUUGCAGACAGACAGUAUCAGACCCUGCAGCAUAAUAUCUGCAGCCUAAAGCUAUUCAUCACAGCCUGGGAAUGGUGCUUGUUUUCACCUCUUAUUUGUACAGGUUGAUUUGAGCCGAUAACUUGAUAGGCAGCCAUCAGUUGGCUCAGCAAGAGCCGAAAAGUCAAGCAGAUUUACUGUCGGCCCAUGAACAGACGAUAAAUUUUGACAGCUUUUAUAGCUGAUAAUAACUCAUAAAAGAAAAUUUAAAGCCUUGUUUGAUUUGAGCCUUUCAAAUGUGAGCACCUGCUGAUUAAAUGCCGUGAUGUUUUGAAAAAUUAAAAAAUCUUUAGGAGUUAAUCAAACAAAAGCAGUCUCACCUCAGGAUCUUUAAACUUAAAACUGUCAUUGCUCACGCUUUCUAAUAUUUAGAAGAUUAAUUUUCAGAUCACUGAGUAUUGAAAGAAUAAUUAAGCAAUUUAUCGGGAGCACAGCAACUAUUUCUCCUCUCUAACUCUUUUCACAACAAAUCCUGCUCCAGAAAAUAGUGCAAUCAAAAUGGGAUACUGCAUUUUAAAUAAAGAUCAAAAGGCUAUUUUUUUUAUUUUGUCUUUGGAUGAAUUAAUCAGCUAUAACCUUGACUGGAUGGGUCAAAACCAAAUAGUCUUUGUGAAGUAAUUUGUGAAAAAACUAUCAAAGCUCUAAAGGCAGAGGAUUUUCCCCAGGUGGAGUUUAAGUCCAAAAAGAUGAAAAAGAUGACUCAGUUGCAGCUCUUGCCAAUAAAAAGAAGAACAAUAACUGACUUUGAUUCCUGGCAGUUCUUAGCAGCCAAAAAACAAAUGGUGUCAAAUUUGCUGGAACUAAAACAGUUUUAAGACCUUUUGUCAUUCAAAAGUUGUGCUGCCUCCAAUUCACCAGUGCAACCACUGCACCAGUAUAAAUUACAUGGAGAGGUAUGUCAAUGCAGUGUUGUGUUCUACCCAGAAGAUGGCGCUCUGAGACGAAAGCAACUGCUUCAGAGUUCAAGACAUGCUGGAUACACAGUAAGGUUGUCUAGUCUAGCCGCUUCACUUAUUUUUUGAAAGGGUGGAGUCAGUCUUGGCAGUUUCACUCUUUGCACUGAGUCCAUCUGUGUGUCACUGCUGUCAACACUACUAUAGGCUGUACUAAUGGCUUUUGCAGUUACGCUACCAGUUCUUUACCUGGAUGUAAAUGAGCACGUUUGACAGAUGGCAUCUCAAAAAGUGGUGGUGCUAGCUCUGCUAAGGUUAGACACUCUGCAAAAUUAGUCAUUGUUUACCCUCAGACUCUGUGAUCUUGUGUUCAGCUGCGUUGAAUAAACUCAGCGGGGUUUGUUAGUUAGUUGGAUUUUAAAUACCGUCGAAUCAGUAACCUUGAGGUGAUAAUGUCCGUAGCUUUUGUUCAGAGAUGGAUACACGUUGACCUCUGUGAAACCUCUCAGCGCGCUUCUGGCAGCUUUGGACAGUGUGCUCAGGUAGCUGCUUAUCUCUCUGCAACUACAUCCUGCACAAGGAUACGUCUACUGCAGUGACAGUAGCAGGCUGGUUAGCCAGGGCUGUGUAUGUGUGUGUGGUUCAGUCUGUGUGUGUACGAAGUGACAGCUGUACUAUGGGCUGGAAACCUAGACCUGAAGCUGAUGGCAGAACUCCAAAAAUCAGAGAACAGACGGGGAAAGAGACGUCCCAUUAUGCCGCUUUCAUUGUUUCAUCUGAGGCAAAAGUGAAGGUUAUACUUGGAGGCAGGGCUGGAUGAUGUGACAAAAAAAAUAAUAUUCACUGACUUUAGUUCAGCUUGUCUGUAAAGUUCAGCUUGUUUUUAAAAGUUCUGCCUGUUCUAAGUUAAAAAGUUCUCAGGGCUUUAAUGCUUUUUGUGAUCUAAGCAGCAACAUAGAUUAAGAGAGAGAGAGAGAGAGCAGCAGUGGUUGAGUUACACAGAGAUAAAGCAAAGACAGCUAAGACUGCCCAUGAAAACAAGGCUGUGAAACGGAAAUAAGGUGUUACCAGUUUGUCAAAUGUUGUCUCUGUUCGAAAGUGUAGAAACAAAAAAAACAAACACUGUUGGUUCCCAGUAGUCUGAUUUUUUGAUGCUAUGCUAUCGAAACAGGUAUUGAUAUUGUCUGAUAUUUACGAGUGUGGUAUCAAAGUUAAGUUUCAUCCAUUUUAAAUAAUGUAUAUGCACAGUCUAUUUUCCAUCCUGCAUACGCAUCUAUACGAAAUGUGCAAUAAUCUAAAGACUUCAGUUGGAUUACAUUAUUGCUCAAUUGAUUUGUUUGUGAUGUAUUCUCCAUCUCAUGGUUUUUUUUGUCCCCCUAUAGAAACCACCGCUUCCUGAUGUUAGCUCUGGCAUAUGCUGUCCCCAUGGGAGUGAUGUCCGGCUGGGCAGGAGUCCUUGACAUGUUGCUCACACCAGCUAAAGUUAACCAGGUGAGGGGACACACACAAACACAUGGCAGCAUUAUACACUCACCGGCCACUUUAUUAGGUACACCAUGCUAGUAACGGGUUGGACCCCCUUUUGCCUUCAGAACUGCCUCAAUUCUUCGUGGCAUAGAUUCAACAAGGUGCUGGAAGCAUUCCUCAGAGAGCUUGGUCCAUAUUGACAUGAUGGCAUCACACAGUUGCCGCAGAUUUGUCGGCUGCACAUCCAUGAUGCGAAUCUCCUGUUCCACCACAUCCCAAAGAUGCUCUAUUGGAUUGAGAUCUGGUGACUGUGGAGGCCAUUUGAGUACAGUGAACUCAUUGUCAUGUUCAAGAAACCAGUCUGAGAUGAUUCCAGCUUUAUGACAUGGCGCAUUAUCCUGCUGAAAGUAGCCAUCAGAAGUUGGGUACAUUGUGGUCAUAAAGGGAUGGACAUGGUCAGCAACAAUACUCAGGUAGGCUGUGGCGUUGCAACGAUGCUCAAUUGGUACCAAGGGGCCCAAAGAGUGCCAAGAAAAUAUUCCCCACACCAUGACACCACCACCACCAGCCUGAACCGUUGAUACAAGGCAGGAUGGAUCCAUGCUUUCAUGUUGUUGACGCCAAAUUCUGACCCUACCAUCCGAAUGUCGCAGCAGAAAUCGAGACUCAUCAGACCAGGCAACGUUUUUCCAAUCUUCUAUUGUCCAAUUUCGAUGAGCUUGUGCAAAUUGUAGCCUCAGUUUCCUGUUCUUAGCUGAAAGGAGUGGCACCCGGCGUGGUCUUCUGCUGCUGUAGCCCAUCUGCCUCAAAGUUUGACGUACUGUGCGUUCAGAGAUGCUCUUCUGCCUACCUUGGUUGUAACGGGUGGUUAUUUGAGUCACUGUUGCCUUUCUAUCAGCUCGAACCAGUCUGGCCAUUCUCCUCUGACCUCUGGCAUCAACAAGGCAUUUCUGCCCACAGAACUGCCGCUCACUGGAUAUUUUUUCAUUUUCGGACCAUUCUCUGUAAACCCUAGAGAUGGUUGUGCGUGAAAAUCCCAGUAGAUCAGCAGUUUCUGAAAUACUCAGACCAGCCCUUCUGGCACCAACAACCAUGCCACGUUCAAAGUCACUCAAAUCACCUUUCUUCCCCAAACUGAUGCUCGGUUUGAACUGCAGGAGAUUGUCUUGACCAUGUCUACAUGCCUAAAUGCACUAAGUUGCCGCCAUGUGAUUGGCUGAUUAGAAAUUAAGUGUUAACGAGCAGUUGGACAGGUGUACCUAAUAAAGUGGCCGGUGAGUGUAUGUAAAUAAUUAUCUUAUAAACAUGAUUUGAAUUAGAUAGCAUGUCUGUAAACCAAAGUCCCUGAUGGUACAAACUCUAAAAAUUAAGCUGUUGAGUUAUGGUUUUAAAUGUUUCAGUGAUAUUAUUCAACUUUAAUGUUUUUGUGGGCGAGUACCUCCUGAAUGGUACAAAAUUUUUUGGUUGAUGACAGAAGGAUAUCUGCUUCACAAUCGUCAGUGUUGAUUAACAAAAAAAAAGACCUUGUUAAUGAGCUGUUGACCUUUUUUUCCUGCAUAGUUGUCUUUGUCCAUCCAGCUAAUUAAACUCUCUCCACUGUAUUUAUCAAACAGACAGUCCUUGGUCUGCACUAGCUUUCAUAAAAACCUCCAUGCGAGGUCAGCACUGAUUCCUCCAAACACCCCUCAUGCUCUCAUUCAUCAUAGUUACCUGUUAGUGGGAUGGAUGGCACCCCAAAAAUGAACCGGGGCUCAUCUUGUGUGUCUGCAUGAGAAACUAGAAGGUCUGAUUUUCUGGUUUGAUUUUUUUCUUCAUUUCCAAAACCUCCACUGAGUGAGCAGUUUGCAAAAGCUUUUCACAACUCUUGCCCACUCUAAGUAAUGCCGUGAAUAACUGGUGAGAGAUUUUCGUCCCUGCUUGCACCUUGAAAUAAGAGGUCCAAAUACCACCAGACUGUGAUGAUGCCUGUUUUUUUUUCCAAGUGAUGCUCUUAUUUACACAGACAGAACACAGUGCAUUUUAAAUCAUACCUCAGAUACUGGAUGUGUUCAGAUAAUUGACCUCAAGGUUAUUUUGCUAACAUUACAAGUGUUUUCAGUGAAAAAUCCUUCCAGACAGCUGAACUUCUCUGCAAAGGUUUAUCAAAUCACUCUUCCUCCUCUCUUGUGAAAACAUUUUUUAAAGUUUCAAAGCAGUUUCCCUCACCUGACAAAAACAGAUCAACUCAUACUGCAAGGGUAAAAAAAAAAAAAGGCAAAAAUGAUGACUCAUACUGUGCUGCGCUUUUCCGCCUUUUUUCUGCAUUCAUUGAACCUGCUCAGAGCGUCUGCUCAUCUUUUGUGAAGAACUUAAUCAAUUGCAAUUCAACAUUUGAAAGCAUCAUCUUCAGCCUGAGACAGAGCAAAGAGGAGAAAAAGUUUAGCAAAGUGAGACAGUGUGGGAGAGCUCUGUGUAGUGUGCAUCUUCUGUGUCCCGAUACAAGGCAUGUCUAAAGACAAAGGGAGAAUCUUUUCAGGGUUAUCAUCAAGAAAAUGCUGCCUUAGAGGAGAAAACACAGAGGAGAGCGGAGGAUGUGACACUUUUAUAUUGUAAACGGCAGCAGAGCAUUUGGAAAACUGUUUAAGAUUCAUGCUCAAACAUUUGCUUUAUUUCUUUUAUAUACUCUUCAUUUAUCAAUGCUUCUUGAGAUGGAAAUUCUGUUGGGGAAAGAAAGUAAGGAGAGCUUUGUUUGGGGCGUGUCAAUGAGAACAACAUCAGCCGAUCUCUGCAUUCUUUUAUUGUGCUUUUGUUUGUUUUAAAAUUCAUGAUAAAGUCUCGAAAAACAACUUUGUUGAUCCUGUCAGAUCUAAAAUUAGGACUGAAAGAUGCAGGGAGCAACAUAAACACUUCAUCCCUGAUUCAGCCUUAAACUCUCCUGCAUUUAGUUUGAACAAAAUUAGCUUGGCACAAAGUAUGACUUUUUCUGACUGCAGUUAGACUGUCAAGCUGAGACACCAAUUUUACACUUAAUGUUCUGAAUAAUUGUUUGAAAGGGUAGUUGUGUGUUUUUGAAGUGGGGUUGUAUGAGGUACUUUUCAAUACUUUGUUUGGGUUGGUAUUACCCACAGGGGAUGUCAGGCAGCUUGGCCCCUUUGUAUGGCAUGGACAGAGGAAGUAUGUUUUCCCCACCUCAGCUAUUUGGGUUUUUUGGCCUCUAAAUACAACUAGAACUGAGCAUAGUUUGAGCUCUGCCAAGCUCUGCCCACGGUACAUCAGCUGACCUUAACAUCAGUCCAUAUCAGCUGAUUGGCAGUGACACCAGUGUUGUUACUGAUGCCGACUCUAUCUUGUAUCAAGGAGGCCUUUAUAGUUGCUCUCCCUGCCUUGACUUUCCAUGUAUGGCACAGAUUACAGAUGUGUGCUCUUCCUGUCUCUGCUGUUUUGGUUUUUGGCUGCAACAGAAACUAAAUCACAACCAAAAGGAAGCAAAGGGUUCGUUCAGGCUGGCCAAGGAGUCAAGCUCAGUCCACAGUUCAUCAUGAUGGUUAUACCAGCCAAUACCAGCUGCCAAGCAGGGAUCACAGUAUUUUCACACACCCACUCUAUUUCUUCUUUUUAUCAAAUUUAUGCCCCCUAAAUGCUCCUAAAAAAAGCUAUAUUUGCAUGUGGUAAUAACUAAAUCUUCCUGUGCGAGGGAGGGGUUCCCAUAGACUCCUGCAUUGGCACAUUUGCUCGUGCUUUCAGAAAUAAAAGCACAUUGGUUUGUCUUUUUAUUUUUAUUUUCCACAACUGUAAGGGCUAAUACGAAGAACGCCGCUUCCAUGUUUUGUACCUCAAAAUUUUCAGCCUAAACUAUUUUUUGGCUUGAAUCCCUGAGAUCAGACAACAACCACACUCCAGGGUCAUUGUGACCUAUCUCUUUCAAAGUUUUACCUUUUUUUCCAACUUCUUUGCUUCAUGCAGUCAUUUGUCUGUUUUAGGAUCCAGCUCCAACUCUUCUAUAGUCACGCUUGAUCUUUGUCAGAGUUUUUCUUCCAGCUGUUUCUCUAGAGCUCUUCCCUGAAAAAUAUAGAUGCUUCUGUCAUGUGCUCUCUCAGCUAGCCGGGCAGUCUGAUUGAGAGAUUACCAGAGGUGCUGUGAGGCAGCCGGAGCUGCUGCCUCCAUCAGAUGAGACAAAUGUUUCUGUCUUCCUUCACAAAACUUGAGAAACAAACUUGCGCCUUCUCCACAGCAGAGGUUCAUCUUGGAACUCGUACAACAGAAAGCUGAUAGCAGAGGAGAGUCACUGUGCAGGGAUGGAUCCAGGACUGUGGUUACAGCAGAGCUGAUGAGAUUCCUGGAAAGACAUGAGGGUUGAUUUGGUCAAUAAAAGAGACAUGAAGGGAUUAACGGGCUGGUAAACCAUGCAGAAGGAGUGAUCUGAGAGUGAUGCUAAAAUGUAGAAACUGCAAAGCUCAACCUAUCAGCUUUUGUCUAACAACUGGUUAACUUUGUGUAUGCCAACAGAUAUUCGCAAUAAGAGCAGAAACCAUUUCAGUCACAGAUAUUGGCUCUCCACCCUCACUCCAUUAUUGCGCUCUAAGUUGUUGGACUGUAAAAAUGUCAAGUGUCUGGAAGAAGGAAGUCUUGGCAUGAAUAUCAGUCCAUCACUUAAACAGAAAUUUGCCAUCAGCAGAUGCCAGAGAACAGUAUGCAUGGCUUAGACAGACUACAUCAUCGCUACAUGAUAGUUAAUGGGGUGGACCAGAAACCCUGUGAUUGGACUGUGGAUGUACCCGAUAUUGCCACCAUCCCCCCGUCCUCUUCCUCAGUGGCCGUGUAGUCCAACUCUUCUGGCACCUCUCCUCAUCUCUUCAAUGCAAUAGCUGCAGCUCUGGUUGCACAACAUAGAUUAGCUCCAACUCAAACAUAAGCUCUGAUUCAGCUGCCAUGGUUUCCUGUAUACAAGGACUGGAAACCGCCAAUAAGACAAGCACAGGCCCUGCACUGCCAACUGCUGUUUAGGUGGAGUAUUGCAGAAUGACAUUGACGUACCAACGCAGGAGUGCAGAGUGCUCAUGAUGGCGUAGAUGUGGCAUAGGUUUGAGCAAAUUAAGAGAAAAAAAUAUAAGAAUAUAGGAGAAAAAGCCCUAAUUCACCUUCACUUCAAACUAUGACACCCACUUGAACAAUCGACCCACUGACAAAUCUAACUCGAGUAAUGACUCCAUUGUCCUCGGUUUUUUGUGUAGCGUAGUGAAAAGUCUAGACACGCAACUUAACCUCUUUGGGGCAAUUCUGGGAAGCAUCUGCCCCUAAAGUAACCGUUCAUAUCCAUCCAGCUACUUUGAAGCAACCAUUGGCAGCGCUACCUCCUAUAGCCUUUCCAUCUCUGCCCAGCAGACACAGUGGCUGUCAGUCCACAGACCUGAAAAAGAAAUAACCUAUAGGAUUGGGCAGUUUUCUUCAAUGAAAGUCCAUCUCAGUGAUUGCAUCGCCAUCCUUUUUCAAUUUCAUGUCUGAGAUUGUGCAUCAUUCUUCAGUGCGGCCAGACUGUCUUUUCUGCAGCCAAUAUUUUACCAGCACACUCUCCACUGUGAUUGUAUCGAGUAGGAAGAAGGAGUUAGGGUAAAACUAGGACACAGGAGAAUCAUAGAAGUAUAAAAGACCACUCUAUGGCUAAAAUGUCCUAUUAUUUGGUUUGGUUCUGUUUGGGAUUCUUGAUGGUCUAAGAUCACGUGAAAGUAUGGAAUCCCUUGGACUUGAUUGUCUGCUGAGUGAGCUCUACUGAGGCCAAAGAGCUAGACCUGCCGUAAGAUGGAUUAAGCGCGAAGCCAAGCAUCACCAUAAUGAGUAUGACUCAGGGAACAGGUGACUUACUGCCCUAAUGAGUCAAACAUAAUUGUUCCCUAAAUGGAGAACGGCCAUUUAGAAGUCACAGGACUAGAAAUAUGAUGCAAGCUCAGGAUUAAGUCUAAAAUUACUCAUAGCAGGUGAUCAAGAGAGACAAUUAGGAAAAACAAACACUUUGACAUGGCUUGAGCUCUGAGCCAAGAAUUUUCCUGGCCUGGCACAUGAUAUCUCAAGGUUAUUGACAUGAUAAAGCUUCAAAUCUGGACCUUUUUUCAUCUUUCUGGGAUACCUAAUCCUACAGCCAAUUUACUCUCCACCUACAUAUGUAAUAUAGUAAUUUGCAUGUCAGAAUUGGCUUGACAGGCACUUUGAAUUUUGCAUCUUAAGGUGGUGUGCAAACUGAUCUGACAUGAUCCGCCGUAGAAACCCUUGCACCGGUGUUGCACAGCCUUCAAAGAUAAUAAGCUGCUGUUAUAGGUGCUACGGGGUCGUGGGUGUUUUUAAAAUGUUUGCAUAUCAAAUAUUUUUGAUCCUCGUCAUCCACCGAGCUGCCUCCAGCUAUGCAAACAAGAGAAUGGUGCUUUUGCAAUGAGCUUUUAGCAUUUUACAGAAGGCUGGCCCACACAGAGCUCCCAAAGGAGUGUAAUUUAGCUCAAAUUUAAUGACAUUUUGACAUUCAUCACUUUCCAAGCCAGAAUACAUUUUACAUUUAAUAACUUUGAUAGUCCACUUUUCUUCAUUACAGACUUUCCUGACAGGUCACUGCAGAGUAUGAUUAAGCAAAAAGCAUCAGUUCCUACUUUAGAUUCUGCUCCCUUGCUGUCUCAUCCUCCAUCUGGUUGGAUUUGGUUGAAUGUGAGUUAUUGCCUCAGGGAGAUUGAUGGGAACCAAACACCUUCUCUGGCACUCGGAGACAUUCUCUCCUGGGUGCCACACACAGAGUGGUUUUACGUGUGUGUGCACAUGUCCUGCAGGUUAUCUCAUGUGCAUUUUGCUGGAGUCCCUUUGCCGUAAUGUCCUCCUAACACAAAUAUACACACAGCUGGUUUUACAGGAAGGCUGCCUAGCAAUUUAGAAGGCACAGUGACUGACAGGCCGAAGUAGGCUUCAGACUCCAGUUGCUCGCUCUGCCUCAGUCCUCACAGUCAUUGACUGCAUGUGCACCUUGAAUAACCUUCCUUCUCCUCCUCUCUUCUUUCCUCUUCACUCUAACUUCUUCUACCCCACCCUUCUAUCUUCUAUUCUUUUCUAAUACAGGUGGACGCGGGUUGGAUUGGUUUCUGGUCGAGUGUCGGUGGAUGCGUGUUUGGGGUAGCAAUGGCCAGGUAAGUGUCUUUUUUCAUCACCCUACAUCUGUCUCAUUCACAGUAAUCAAAGGGCAAAAAUCUUCUCUGACAUCAUGCUCAAGAUAGGAAGAUGUCUUCAUUUCACACAGCUGAUUUCCAGAUUAAAAGCUCGAUAAAUAAAGGGAAUCUGGCCAUUUUUAUCCUUUCACUGCAUUAAGAUUGAUCAGCAUCUAAAAAGAUGAAGAUAAAGGUAAAAUCUGGAGGGAAACUUGACCAUAUUUGUAAAGAGAACAGUUUUUAUUUAUUAACUAUGAUAAAGAAAGAGUUAGCAUUCACUUACUGACUAGCCUACAGCACACAAAAAAACAUUUUUAUCCAAGUAAAUAGAUUAAAUAAAUAAAUUAUCCAUAGUAAUAGCUUGCAGAUGGAUGAAUGCUAACAUUUGGCAGGAGGCUAUCUUCAGCUGCUAGUUGUAGGAUUUUAACCUCUAUCAGACAAAAUGUUAACCUUGAAAGUAGCUUAAUGCUAAUGGUAGUUCUUCUAAUGGGUAUUAAGUGUGUUGAUAUGCCUUCAAUUAUAUUUACAUUUGGUCAACUAGCUAGGAAGUGGCAUGUUGAUAGAAAAGGCGUUAACUUGUUACCUAUCUGUUUGGUUGAAAACCUGGUAUGUUAAAUGUUUGGUCAACAUUAGCCACUCUUCAUCAGCACCAGCUCAUAUUUUGCAUUGCCAUACAAUAGUAGCAAAAGUUCACUCAUUAGUUCUUUUACUUUAAGCUGUUUAGCAGCUAAUAGCUAACACUGCCGUAUAUGAUAGGAAAGGUCAUGACCCCUGAGGAGAUCUAACCGCUGAGAUCUAAGAUUUAUCAUGGGUUUGAGAUUUAUCGGAAGAGUAACUCUGUAGAUGUGAUAACCCAUUUGCAGCCUUUUUAUCUGUGUUUCUAAAACAAGUAAUGUGUAAUUAUUACUGACUAUGCUUUAGGUAACCCUGAAAGUGAACCUCUGCACAGAGGCACCUUUGCUUGGUUCCAGGUCCUUAAAUAUACUCCCAACAUCUCUGAUUUUCUCGGUGCUUAAGUGAAAACAAAGUGGCAAUUCAGACUGAUUAUAAGGCUCAUAAUGGCCAAGUCAGUGAAAACUCGAUGGACCUGCUGAGGCAUAAAAUGAGAAAAUAAGCAUUUACUGUAACUUUGGUUACGUUUUCCGACCUUAUUUGCAUCUGAAUUUGUUUCUAAAGUGGUUUGAAGGUUUAACACACAGUGAUGACAGGACUGAAAAAUGUAGGAACUCCACUCUUCAGGAAAACCGGUAAAGACAAUAUUAGAUUCACCUAACUUUGCCCUCUAAGCUUUGAACAUUUACCUUUGAGGAGAAGAAAUUCUGUUUCAAAUAAAGUGCAAUAAACUUUAAAUAUAAAAUAUAGACACAAAGGAAUGAACUUGGGAAUCAACUGCAGAUCAGUGUUUUCUUGAUCCAUUUUCAUAAAGUUUGCAACACACACUGAAGAUGAAAGGAAUAACCAAUACAGAGGAAAUUAGAAAAAUGUAUUUAUAUCUACAAUGCUGUUAAGUUUUCCACCAUGUUCCUAAAAAAUGACAGUUUUGAAACUUCUCAUUAGUAAAAAGAUAAAAAUAAAAAUAAGAACUACCUUUAUUUUAAUUGCUCAAAGCUGUAGAGCCAAGAAAACCUGGGUCAUACUGGGUUCAGGGCUGACUUAUGAAAGUCAAUCCAAGGCUUGCAAAUUCAAGGACGCAACUUUUUGUUCUGCUGAAAUGGGAGCACUAUGUCUGAUUGGACUUGAAGCAGUUUGUAGCAAUUACUCAUGUUGUCUCCUCCUGUCUAGACCUUUGCUCGUGUUCUUAUGCUCAGGUCUGUGACACUUUGGACAAAAAUGUGUCUGCUGAAUAGACCUGCAGCUUUUUUUUUUUGCACGUCAGCUUCAUUUUUCAACCCUGAAGUUUGCUGCUUUGACACGAGUCACUUUUUGCCUUCAGUACCUCUGCAACUUUAACCCGAACAGGACAGUUGAUAACCUGCCAAACCCUUCUGUUUUAGAAAUAUAUGAUUCCUCUGGCAUGAAAUGACUGAUUUAAUCUUUUUCUGUCUGAUAUCCUUGUCUGCGCCCCUGCUACCUGACAAACAAGAUUUGAAACUGGCAACUUCAAAUUUUCCUCACAGCGGCUGUGAUGCAUUUAUAUUGUGCUUUAGAGGAUCCCCUGGGAGAUCUUCACUGUUUACAACAAUGCUAAUAACUAAUAAGCCUCGCAUAAAAAAACAGUUAAUGUUUGCAUUGAGGUUAAAGAGGGCGUCUCUCCCUGUCUUUCUCCCCAUCUCCUAAUUUCAUCUAGGUUCUUAAUGUAUGAUCUGAAUCCAGCAACACAGUGAGAGAGUGGGGGCGAUAUAGACGCUAAUGCAACAGCCACUUCCCCCUCCGUUGAUGGAUAGGGAGCCACAUCGCAAAGACAAAGUGUGGAGUCUGCAAAAGCAAGGGAUUCAUUCCUGCUCUGACGGAAAUAUAUGUUUAUUGCAGGCUGAGGCCCAAUCAGCACUUCCAGGCGGACCCAGUGUUUUCUUAAAGCCGUAAUCAGGGAAAUGAGCCCAUAACUCCCACUGUUAAUCAAUGAAGCUGUUUGCAGCAGAUGAAAGUGUAUGUAAACAGAGCCAUUGAAUUAUUGGUACUGAUUACGUGGACUCUGAGUCACUGGAGGGAUUGAUUAUGCUCCCGUUGGUGCAACAGUUGAUAGUUAAGUAGAAUUCAGCUUAAACAAGUGGUUCACAAAUCAUUUACUUUACGGUGCAACAGUGUGUCAAGUGUACUAAACAUGGUGUGUUGGUCUUCGAUUAUGCUGCUAAGUUUUUUUGUUUAGUACUUAACAGACCCUUCCUCACUUUAAUGGGCUGCUGACAACCUAAUCCAUAAGCUAAGAUAUUGAUUUUAAGAUAUUGACUUCUCUCGGUUCACAUUUAUGUUUUAAUUUUACAACCCCAAUUACAAAAAAAGUUGGAAACUGAUUUUGAAAGUUUCUAGCUCAUUCAAACCCUCUAUUUAGUUGAAAAUCGGUGAAAAAUCUGUGCGCACAUGGCAAAAAAGCUCGGAAAGGAAAAUAGUUUCCAGUGUGUCUCCUCUUUCAACAACACUCUGUAAAAGUUUGAGAACCAGGAUCAGUUUGGUCAGACCUGUUUACGGUAUAUUGUUCAGCAAAAAUGGUGCAUUCACAGAUGUGUAAGCUACCUAUCCCUUGCAUCCUCGUACCAUCACAGAUGCUGGCUUUUGAACUGUGCACUGACAAAACAAACAAACAAACAAAAAAAAAACAAGAUGGUCUCUCUCUUCUUUAACAGGGAGGACAUUGUGUCCAUGGUUUCUAAAGCGAGUGUCAAAAUAUGAUUCAUCAGUUUUGGAGCCCUGGCCCAGAGAUGGUGCCAGCAUUUCCCAUGCGGUGAAUUCCACUAAAAAGCCAUAUCAAAUUUGGCUGCAUGAGGGUUUUCAGAUAAGAGCCAUUUAGUACUGUUUUUUGACCUUGUCCCUUUUGUACAGAGAUUUCCCCAGAGUCUCAGAACCUUACAUAAUGUACUGUAGAUAACGAAAUUGAUGAACUGUGUGCUUACAGUCUCUAACAGAAUAGUAAACCUGUUUUCACCUUUACUUCUGACAGACUCCUCAUUUGUUAGUAUUGAUGUUCGAUGUUGUCUUUGAACCAACUCUUUUGAAAUCAGGUUGACUAUCCAGUUCAAUGUCUGUUCCUAUUAUUCCAUCUAUUCCAUUGUAGACGCUGGUUUUGAAAGCAGUUUUAAACAGACGGAAACAAAAGUGGAUAUUUUUAGAUUCUGUUGCCUCAAGUUGGCCUGAAAAAGUAUUUUAUCAUUAUAAUCUUGGAAUUGAUUUCUUUUCGGUCAUGUCUCCAUUCGUCUUUAUAUUUUCUUUCUAGUUAGAUGCGGAUAAUGAUGCUUUCAUAUGCCAGAUCCUGAUUGAAGAGCUCACCUGUUGUGAUCUGUGGCUGCCGCUGCUCGGUCACUCACAACAGGGAGCAGACGUUCUCAUUAAUUACCAUCAGUCACUUGGCUGAUGGCUUUUUUCUUCCCUCAUCUCUUUGAUUGUUGAUGCAGUCGGGAGAGGUCUGAUGAAUCUGACUGAGGCGCUUUAAUUAGAAAAAGGUUUAAAAAAGUGGCGGACAGCGAAGAAAUUUAACAAUAUCUGAAAGUUCAGCCUCUUUUUCUCUGUAAAACUAAGUGCAACAUCUCUUUGCGUUUCACUUCAUCAUCAACUUUCUGCAAUAUGGCACCAUUAGAUACACUCCCAGGAAACCUUGUGGUAAUGAACUGAGCAGAGAGCAAUUUUGGUCCCUCGUCUCUCCCCCAGGCAUGCCGAAAAAUGUUAAUGUCCUUCUCCCUCCAGCUAGCACCACACCUCGCCAGUGCUGAGCACCGCUUGCCACAGGCGGCAGAAAAUAGCCCCCUGUAAAAGCUUUUUGUGCUGCAGGUGUUCCAGUUUCACUUUUUAUGCGGAAUAAAUUUCUUGAGGGACAGGCACUUGCCCCCUGCCAAAAAAAACUGGCUGCUCACAAAGAUUUCAUUGCCUCGCCGGUGGAAAGUUGAUUGGCAGGAAGCCUGAUGCUGCAGGUUCAAUUAGCGGUGGAUGCUCCAAGGUGUGGCGCCCGUCAUAGAGGCAUUUGACAAACAAUCUGGCAGGUUGCUGUUUUGAUUAUGUGGCCCAGACAGAAACUGACUGGAUGACAGUGAUAGGCUGUGCACUUUUUAUUUCCACAGAUUGAAGGAGCAAAAUGAAAUACCAAGAAGCGUCUCUUGUUAUACUCCUAUUAAGUACCCCAGGAAAUAAAGAGAGGCGACGAGGGAAUGAGGGAGGAAGGUGGCAGAAAACAGAAACAGGUUAUUCUCCUUCACAUUACAAAGGUUUGAGUGUGACAAUAAUGCAGGUUAAUAAGAUGAGAUACAGCAAACGCGAAUGGGUGUCAGCCACGGCUUAAUUUGUUACUCCUGCAAACAGUGAAAAUCUGUGAUUGCAUGCUUAUCCUCAUAUUAUACUGUCAACAUCCAUUAGGCUAUUUAUUUACUACAUGUCCCUCACUACAAAUGUCGACAGGCCCCAUAGAUACCAUCAUCCUGAUGAUAUUUCAUCGCUCCCUGGAGGCAAUGAGGGAGCAAGAAAUUGAAUCUGUACAACAUCACUUAAAUAAUCCAAUCUUUACAGCCAAUGGGGCUUGUUAGAGCAGUUUAAAAAUGUGCUUUUAUUUCUUACAUUUCCCCACGAGAUAAUAUGACACUCCAUAUGCACUGCUUUAUAUGACAUAACUUAAGACAUGCUAACCCAAUAGUGUGUCCGUUCCGGUAACACUUUACUUGACGCCUAUCUCUAUAAUGCAUUAUAAAUAUGUUUGUAACGCGUUAUAAUCAUGUUAUAGCACUGUAUAACUUUAUUUAUACACACUAAUAAAUUAUCAUAAUGCUUUGUCGCAAUAAUCAUCACAAAUUAUAAAGCAUUUGAUCAUGACUUGCAAGGUCAGGUAUUAUAAUGUGUUAUAACUGUUAACAACUCACUGACAAUGCCCACAUAGAUAAUGCAUUGUGCAUAUAUUUAUGAUGUGUUAUAACUUGCUUAUAAACUUGUAUAACUAUCAUUAUAAACACUCAUAAAUGAUCACAAGGCUUUAUAUUAUAACAUAUUAUAAUACCUGACCUUGUAAGUCAUGAUAUAAUGCUUUAUAAUGUGUUAUGAUUAUUGCUAUAAUACAUUAUGAUCAUUUAUGAGUGUUUAGAACAACAGUUAUACAGUUCUACAAAAUGAUAAUAACACAUUAUACAUAUAUUUAUAAUGCAUAAUAGAGGUAGGCGUCAAAUAAAGUGUUACCUCGGUUCCUUAUUUCAUGUUAUUAUGCAUUCAAAACCUUUCUGUAUAUAUUGGCAUGCAGCCUCCCUGCUCCUGAAUCAAAAGGCAAAUGCUGGAGUUUCAAAAAAUGAAUUCAUUUCAGCAAACGAGCGCUGUUGCUUGAAGAAAAUCGACCAAAAACAGGAAACUGUGCAUCCAUUUGGGGACUAUUUCAUCCUCAGAUUAAUACCCAUUUAAUGCUCUUAUGAGUAUUUGCAGCAGGAGAACAGUGCACGUGGGAAACAUUUAGAAAUAAAUUACCUUAAGGCUAAGUUCUUAGUAAUUAUCAAACAUUUCAUCAAGUGCAGUGGAGAGACUCAUUGAUGUUUAUUUUGAUAGUAUAAAGACAGCAAUGGAGCAGCGAUGCAGCUCAUAUCAAAGUUUUGUUUACCAGUAUUUGACUGCAUCGGUUUUUCUUGUUUGAUAAAACCAUGAUACUUUUUUAUGUUCAUUUUAUAGUGUUGCAUAAAAAGUAGUUUUAGCCCUUUAAUUCUCACAUAGCAACAUUUUUACCAAGCAUAUAUAUAAUAUCACAUAUAUAUAUAAUCGCCACAGUUUUUUGUUAGCUUAGAAUGAGCUUCCUUUAACUAUGGUGGAGCGGGUUUCUCUUGCACCGCCAUGUUCCUACAACUGCACAGAUCAAACAAACAAGGCUUUUAACAGUCCUUGACAAUGUGAGAAGAGCAUUGGUAUUCAGUGGAUGAUACAGUAUUAAAUGAAAAAGCUGUGAUUGGAUGUUUACUUUUUGUCUCUGUUAAUCUCAGUGCCUUAGAAAAACUGCUUUACAUUCAAAGACGUUGAACUCAGUUGGAUAAGACAUGUUGCUUUUGAUUGUCUUAGGCCAAAGCUCUUAAACCAAAACUCUGCUGCUUUAUAUUACUUCAUUUCAAUCCAUGACACACCUGACUUAUCUCACCCAUCGGUGACCGAGCUCUUUAUCAACUGGACUCAGGGACCAUCAGAGUUAUUAUAGGAAAUAAGCCACUUAUCAUGUUUCUGCCUAGAGGAUCAGAUUGGAUUUGAUACAGAGAAGUAGCCUGUGAUCCUCUCUGCAAAGUGAUGAGGGCUUGGCUGGAUGCAGGCUAAGGAUUUUGUUCCUCUCUGGCACCAGAGACUGGAUGUGGAGUUGUGGGAGUUGUGGAUUUAUGCCAUGCAUGAGCAGAUGAAUGAUGCAGAUUUGAGAGAUGCAGAUGUGGGAAAGAGAAAAAACAGAUCCCUGUGCAGCAGCAAAUACUGUAUCUGGUGAAAGGUCUUGUUCUUUCACUUAGAUCACAGAAAUAUGACGCCUCAGAUCUUUAUCAUCUGACUUCGAAACUUUCUUACAUUUCUCCUGACCUAGUGCAGCACUCACUUCUUUCUAUCGCCAAGAUUUCAUAUCUUUAGAAAGAUUGUUAUCUCUACUGUAUUUUUUUGUGGCUGGCUCAGCUGCUGUCAGAGGACAGUGUCUCUUACUGUGAAUCUCACAGCACAACAUUUGCUUAUCCAGAAACAGUCACCAAUUUCCUUAAUUCUUUUUCCUCCUUAUCCUGCGACAUUUUUCAUCUUUUGUCAUAAAAUGUGAGUAGCGAGCUGCUUUCAGAUGCACUACAGCAGCUGCCUAGUACGAAAGAGGAUAAGGGCCACAUGAAGAGAACAAAAAUAUAGUUAUAGAAAGGGAGAUUAAGGUUGAAAUUUCAUCAAAAAAAUCGAAAUUAUGUCAAUAGUCAAAAUUUCGAGAUAAAAAAAUAGAAAUUAUGUCAGUGAAGUUGAAAUUUCAAGAUUACAAAAUGUCGAAAUGUCGUGAAUAAUGUUGAAAUUUUGAGAUAAAAAAAAAUAUAUAUUGAGAUUAAAGUCAAAAUUUCUAGAUUAAAGUCGACACUAAUAGUUGAAAUUUUGAAUCUCGAAAUUUUGACUUUAAUCUCGAAAUGGAACUUGAAAAAAUCUCCCUAAAUUUUGGGAUUAAAUUCGACAUAAUUAGUCAAAAUUUUGACUUUUUAAAAUUUCGACUAAUUCUAAUCUUGAAAUGGAAAUUAAAAAAUCUCCCUCCUGUAAUUAUUUUUUCUCUUCUUCUGGCUCUAAUCCUCUUUCGUAGCCUAGCAACAUUAACAGUCAAAUCAGUGACAAUAAUUAUUGUAAGGAUAAGUUAAUAUUUGAAUGAACUUUGUACAAAUCAAAAAUGUAUGAAAUUUAAAUGACCCCUACUCAUGAUGACAUGUACACAAGGAGUAGAGAGAGAAUAUUCAACCGGAAGCACCAUGGGUGAUUGCAUUCAACAAAAAUACCUUGCUGUGCAUCUUUAACUGCAAAAUCUUCACCUGUUGCUGCUGUCUGCAUGUCUGUAUUCAGCUAAGGAUGCAAACAGGCAAAAAUAAAGUCAAACAAGAGAAGUCAAAGACUCCCUCUGCUGUCAACAAAGGGUAUCAUAGUUUAUUUUCCCUCUCAUUGAUCUGAAGUCUCCAUUGUGCGUGCCACUUUUCAACUGUUGCUCAGUACCGUUGCAUCCCUCUGUACCAGUGAAGUCCAAAGAUAAGCACGCAGCUCUUCAAUCCCUGUGAACAUGAAAGUAAUAUGUUGAGGCUGUGAAUGACAGCUCAUGAAAUCCCAGGAGACAUUGAUGUUGUCUAAAAAUGCCACUGGAAUCUUCUGAGUGGAGAUGUUCUCAUUAUCCGUCCCUCAUCAGCCCGGCCCUUCAGAGCGCUGUCAGAACUUCACAACCUAGCUGAACUAAUCAGCCAUUUCCAGCACUUCUCUUUAUUCUUGCAUUAAGUUCAUUGUCAAGUUGAACCCUCUUUUCUCGAGCAUCUCGACUGUGAGCAACAAAACAAAAGCAAUUAGUGUCUGUCUUAGCUUCAGGCUUCUGUAGCUUCAUCUAAUCUUUCACCAGCAUACGUAUGCAAACCCAGAGGACAGGAGAGGACGUAAUGAACUAUGAUGGUUUAGAAAGGGCUAUGAAGAAAAACCUCAGUCCUCCAGAGAGUUUGGUGAACGGCUGGAUGGCUUGUCUUCCACAAUAUUAUACAAUCCGCAUCUCAAGUCCGCCUGCUUAGCUGGUGAGACAAAUUGAAUCAGCUCCUGGAUAAGUGUCGGCUUGUGUAAUGACAAGUACAACUGACGCACUCAGAAACAAGUGGGAGACGGAAAUGAUCUCGCCGUUCUCUGAAACAAUGAAUGUCUCCUGUAAUAGAUUAUGACACCAGUCACAGAGGAAGCAGACGUUUAGAUUUUUCAUAGGCGUCGUUGGCGUUCAUAAAGGAAGCUGCUUGUUUUUGAAGCAGCUGUCUUUGCCGACUUUUUGUCCUAUACAUGUCACAGUAUUGGAAUCUCAAAUAGGGUCUGAACUCGGCUCAGAGUUUGUCAGUUUUUUGUAAAAUGUAGCUUCAACCUUUUUAUAACUUCUUAAACUCAUAUCAGCCUACAUGAGAUGCAUGUUUUACCUCUGAGAGCCAGGCUAGUUAGUUUUCAACGAGCAAAGUCGAACUUGCCCUCUACUUUCUUGCUGUUUCAGGUCACAUCAAGCUUUUAAAAAAAAUAUUUAUUAUGCCUCCAUGAAUAGUUAUAUAGAUUUAUUUGUGUUAGUAAGAAUCUAAUAAUGUCUUAUAAGUGACUUAUUACAUAUUAAUUACAACUUAUUACAACCAACACAAUAUUGAGUGUUACCAGGGUCUGUAAUACUUCAAAUGAACCCACCAUUUAUAAUACAUUAUAAGCACAUUAAUAAAGCUUUAUGAUGAUUGUAGGCAUUCAUAACAGCCAUGUUAGUUCAGUGUUAUUAGCUGUGAAAAUAUUUAUAAAGGUAUGAUUUCUUGUGCAUUCUACCUUACUGAAAAACGACAAACAGCGUCUUUUGAAUUCUGUAAGAGGUCAUGUGCCUUUUAACAGGCUAAACCAAGAAGAGCAGAUCUUUUGUUGAAACAGCAAAAGAGGUCACAUUAACUGUGCAUGGCUGUUAGUGCCAAUGUUUUUGAAAUGAGGUCCAUUUGCACAGAAAGGGGCCAGUUUUUUUCUUGUAAAUUGAUGCAUAAUGGAUCAUUUAAUUGUAUACAGACAACACAGGAGCACAGUUUGUGGUGCACUUAGAUAUUUGUAUAUGCUUUGUGAGUUUGAAAAUACCUCUGCGCAAAAGCUGAGCAGCCCUUUUGUGAACCAGGUCCUGAAUUUAAUGGUGCAUAAUUUAACCAGACAAAGGAUUAUUGUCACCUGAAGAUCAAAAGUUAGCAGCUUCUUUUCUUGCAGAAUCUUUGCGAAAGCUCCACAAAGAGUCACAGUGUCAGAGUAAAACUCUCUGCGGUUUUUCCUCAUUUGAUCACCUUCAGAGAGACAAAGACCUCUGGAGUGAUUUUCACUUUAUUUGUGUGAAUGAUCAACUCUGAAGAAAUCCGACUUGAAAACAGCUGAGCCUCCACAAAAGAAAUAGAGACAGCUCGUCUUGCAGACCCUUCUGGUCAGCUGCAAGUGCCAAAAAAUGAGCAUUAGAGAGUCAUUAAUUUUAAAUUUUAACUACUAUUGUUUUUUUUUUAUCAGCUCCUGGUAAAAAAAAACUGCAGGAGCUGCUGCAGAAUUUCUACAGCUGAAAAAAGUGCAAAUAUCCAUCGGUCAAAAAUGCACUACUCCAGAGUCUGAUGAUACAGAUACUUCCACAUUACCCUUUUUUGUUGAUGUUUUUACUAAAUGAUAUCCAUCCUGUUUUUUUCCAGGUUUGCAGACUCCAUACGAGGGAUGCUAAAGCUCAUCCUGGUGCUGUUGCUGGCGGGAGCCUCCCUGUCCUCUACCUGGUUUACACUCACCUGUCUUUGCAGAGUCACUCAUCUCCCCUCCACAGCAGGUGGGCCCUCAUAUGGCAUCACAGUCAUGGUUACAUUACACACAGGCAAUGAGCCGAUGAGAUACACCCAAGCGCCAAAUGAAUCCAGUGGGCAGCUCAGGAGUCUUUGCCAAAUUGAUUUUCACAUGCAAGCCAAUCCACUCCGAAUUAUUGGAUUGAUUUGUUCGAGUCCAGACCACAAGUGUGUAUUUUUUAUGUAUUACACCUUCAUCUGAAGGUCAGGGUUACCCUCCAGAUUUCCUAUGGAUUUAUCUCCUGGAUUAAUGUGCAGCAUGGAAUAAAUUCAGCCUUUAGUCCAUCUCUGGAGUGGUUUCUUUUAUAACUUAGUUGAUUUGUCACUGCAAGAUCAAGAAAAUGUAAUAUGUAAGCAACCAUGCUAGGAGUCCUUCCUGCAACAUCAUCACUUCCCCUUCUUUAAAUGACAAAAUCCUGAACAAUGAGAGCUUGCAGGUGUAUGAGCAGUUGAAGUUUCCUUCCUGGACUAGCUCACAACCUCCAUUUUUAAUUGCUAAUGGUGGCUUGAGUUGAAUCAACUGCAAAUCAGAAAAACAGUGCUGCAGCCCCAUCUCCAAAUGUUCCUGUAUACAUUUUUUGAUACCAUCUCCAAAGCAGAGUCAUCCGGGAGGUAAAAUAUUUCCCUCUCGACUUCAUUUAGGCUGAGUUCCCUGCAGAAGAAACGCUCUGAAUUCCUGUAAAGGUUCCCCGUCUCAGGGGGAAAGUCUGAGCGGGGAAAUGCAGCUUUGGAUGCUCAAUGACUUCUUAUUUUUAUGGGCCUGAAAACUCUGUGGGAAAUGUCUUCAUUGAUGCCACAGAUUAUUGCACUGCCCCUAAAUCAAGUCACAAAAAGAUAGCUAUGAAUGUAAAUAUCCUCACACAAUCUGGGAGUCUAAACUCAACAUGUAGGUCAUGUCAUUUUUCUCGAGUGUUGAAGUUCGGAGCCAAAAUUUUGAACAAUGUCCUCAUUUCCAGUACUUUAUGACUGCAUUGUAUACUUUCUACAUAUUCAACAGAGACAUUCCAUUAGUGACAAGCAUUAGGGACAUUAGUGGACUGGGCUGCUUUUACCAAAGCCAAAGCAAUAAGCAUACCAGCAUGUUGUUCAAAGCUGCUGAUUCUAGCCAUCAUCAUCCAUCAUCAUUCUCCGGGCCCUGGCACUGCUCUCUCUCUCUCUCUCUCUCUCUCUAUCUCAAACACACACACACACACACACACACACCCUCUCAUCCCUCACUCUGGCCGCCUGCAGCAGUCCGGCUCCAACCUGGUACAUCCACCUGGCAUAUCAUCCCAGAGUGUGGUGUGAUAUUGCAACAAAAUCGGCCCAAAGCACCUCAUUAUCCUGGUGUGGGCCUGUCAGUACCGCACAAACAGUAAAUCAAAGUGGGAUCAAAAUAAUCUGCAGGGUCUUCCAACAUCUUCUGGGAAAAAAAAUCUAUAAAUCUAUAAAAAAGUUGACUUAUGUUUUUUCCAGCUUUAGGUCUUUCCCACAGUCCCCAAAUAAAUUUCAGUGACUUGGUAUUAAAAGUCACAAGUUUACACCCUGUAAACGUUUCAUCACCUUUAUUACCUGGUAAAUACUCCUUUUUUAUGAUCACUUAGAUCUAGAGACAAAUCAAUUAGAUUAAAAAUUUUAUGGAUUUACUCAGUUCAAAAUAUAUGUUAUAAAUCAACUUUGUGGUUUCAGCUGGUGCUCCCUGUGUUGCAUAAUCACUUUGAUGUAGCUUGCCAAAUUUUUAAGUGCUGCUGAUUGUAAAGUUAAAGCACAGUUACACUGCUGCAGAUGCACAGAAGUAAGAGGCCAUGUGUUGAGCUUUUCUUUAUCUUUUGAGUAAUUUUAGGGGUAAAGGGGGAGGGGGACAGUUUUUGCCUGUUUUAAAGGUCUUGAAGUAUGACGUAGUCUGCACAUGGGGAGGCUAAAGUUGAUGGUUGCUACUUUUGCAGUCUCAUCCCCAAAAAUCCAAAUGAUCCAUCCAAAUAAACACCCCCUAUCUAGGGAUGCAAAUACAAAGAAUAAUUUCUACUUAAUCAUUGUAAAUCUAAGCUAUCAGUUAUCAUUGACUGUUGAAAUCUUUGUCUAAUGGCAACAAAACAAUGUUUGUUUUUUCUAAAUCAUGUAGUUAUAUAUAACCGACAGUAUUACAAAGCUGCACAACUUAUGCCGGGAUUCCACCAUAUGCAGAUUUGCUACGUUACGCUCCUGAACCGCAGGCUUAUCAAAAACGCCACCAGAUCCGAUCCGCUGCCACAAGCGGAGGAGAAGCGCUUGCCAUAUUACUGAUGUUUCCUGCGAGACUGGACGAGAUCUCAUGUGUUUCACCAUGAGACAUUGAAUGAGAUCAGCGGUGUAUGUAAACACCCACAUCCCACAACCCUGGUCCCUCCCAUUAUCACGCAAAGAACAGUUCAGUUCAACAUAUUUGCUUUAUUUUAUUUAGAAAAUUUACCUGAUAUUUUACUCUGUAGCCACAUACAACUUCCGCUGCCACUCGUGCUGGGCUGAAUUGAUGCGUUGUGCUGCAGCGUCCGGCAAAAAUAGAAACCUUGCGUAUCUGAUCCAUUGAUUAUAAUGCUUGUGAAGUUGAUCAGGCUGCUGUUCCAUUUCCUGUGGAUUUUAGCAGUUAUAGAGGGGUACAAGUGGUUCAGCUUAGCGUCAGUAUCAUCUCCAUAUAUGGUAAUACAAAGCACGGCUCAAAUUACACACUGUGGAUUUGCUACAAGAAUAGACCUGAUCAGAAAGCUUCUUCAGACUCACGGUGUCAAAGGUUGUACAUGCUUAUUCUUAUUGAGAAAAUUACCUUGUCUGCAUUGUCGGAUGCCAAUCAGGGGAGCAUUCAGCAUCGCAAAUGUUUUGUUUUCUUCUGCACAGUAUUAUGAUAUAUCCAGCCAGGUCUUUCUCCAGUGCUGGCAUGUUGCUAAAGCAAACCGUGGAGAGAGAUUGAGUAAUGCAAGGCCACACACUCUUACAGCAAUCAGAAAAAAAGACCACUUAAGUUUUAGGAUUGUUUUUCAAAAAGACAAGCAAUAUGAGGAAAUCACAUUGUACUCUUGGAAAAUGGGAUAGAAAAUAUCACCAUUUUGAGAUAUUUUGUUGAGCAACAAAUUCAGUAAUAAAUCAAGAAAAUAACCUUCAGAUCAGCCGAAACAAUAAUGAAAAUAUAGUUAUUUAAUCCAUGAAUGCCUGCUUCAUAAUUGUUAUGAGACUCCCAGUGUAUUAAGUAGAAAAUAAACUGUGUUUCCUUGAAAUUGGCAUGUCUCUAUGCUGCUGCUCACCAUGGUUCUCCUUCUUACUGCCUUCUGGGAGCUGAUUCAGUAACGUCAGGGGAAAGGUGCUGCGGUUGAAGAUCUCUUUGGUGUUUGAUAUCAGUGCUUCAUUAGGGGUGAAUAGAGACGAGCAGGGGGAAUGCCGCCUUUCAUGGGUGCAUGAGAGACUCUUGGUUCCCGUCACAGGCAGGCACGCAGAGACCCUCAGAGGCGCUGUGAUUAGAGGGACGUGCAGAAUAAUGGGGAGCUCAUUUGGACCAAUCUGCUGUGUGAUAAGGGAGAUGGAGGGUGGCGUGAUGCUCCAGAGGUGACGGCUUAAUCUCUGCACACAUCCACUCUCACACACAUAUUUUACUUUAGGUCACAGCGAGAAGACUGCAGUGGAGACUAUCUGAUUGCUGCACAGAUACCCACACUCACUCACUUACACACAUGUACACGACUGAUAAUGAACAAGCAAUAAUCCUACUUUACAAAACUUUGCAACAGAUGACCUCCACAAACUUCAUUUUGGGAAAUAGAUUGAGCUGGACAGCACAUCAUAAUUCUAAAUUAAAAAUAAAUUCUCCAGUCACUUAUUUAUUUUUUUUUUUUUACUCAAUUCAACCAAGAAUUUCACCCAAAGCUAACCAGCAGCAGCCAACACAAGCAGAAACAUUCCCAUCAUGCCUCAGGAGCAAAUGAGACAAGCUGUUUACUAUGGGGACAUCUGCACAUUUUGGCAACAGAGUCUGAAAUUAGAUUUUAAUAUAUUGUCGAAUCCAUGAAAUGAGUUGCAACUUAAUUAGGACUGUGCAAGUAAACUCAAAUGUGCAAAAUAUCACAAAGGAAAUUGAAAAUUAAAUUGCUGUCACAGUGCCACUAAAGCCGCCGAGUGAUCCUCCAUGCCAAACUGGGAGGAACGUCGCCACAUUAAGAAGUGUGAUGUGUUUGGAUAAAAAACUUUAAAAACUCUCUAGUGAAAAGCCAAACAUUUAUCCCCCAGCAGAGGUGGAAGUGAUGAAAUGGAACGUAUUUUUACUGUAUUAAAGUAAAGCCAUCUGCUCUUUACUUGAGUGUUUUUUUCCUCAACAACCUUUUUAUUUUUGAACGUGUACAUUUUGAACUCAAAUACCCGUUCUUUCUUUUUACUCUUUGAAACAUAUUCAUUUCUUUGACUGCAUUCAAGGGCAGCUUUUGGUUAUUAAUAUACAGAAAAUCAAGAUCAACUUUGGCACAACUAGAUUGGGAAAAUAAGCUUAUUUAUGAACAUAAAACAUGAUUCUUUGAUGUAGACUUAAAGGGAUAUUCUGGCGUAAAACUAGACACCCCCUUGAGAGAUGAAUGUUGCCGACUGCUUGCUUCUCUAGUUUUACCAACUUUAGUAACAACCGCACGAUAGCAAUACACAGCAGUCUGAGGAGCCAUAAACAAACCUCAACCAAACCGCCACUCUAUAGCCACAAAUAAUGCUCAGAACAGCACCUAACUUCAUCAACAGUAUAUAUAGGGUCCCAAACAUAGCACUAGCCACCAAACAACUUUUUAACUUUGCUUGAUUUCUUUAGCAAAGAGACCAAACACAACUCACCCACUCUCUUCCAGCAGCCGCUUGUUUGUCGUGAGACCUCAGGCCAGUCCAUUACAGACUGCUGCGGGGUGACGCAGCUCAAGGAAGAACAUUUAUCAUCAUCUCCUCAUGGAAAUGCAAUCAGACAGAGAUGCUAAGUCAGAAGAACUACCGCAUCUGCAGUGUAAAAUGAUUAAUAUGAUGAUUAUUACUUAAAGGAAAUGAUAAAAUAAUGAUGAUAAUGAUCAUUUUGGUUGAGGUUUGUGUGUGGCUCCUCAAACGCGGUGUAUUGCUAUGUGCGGUCGUUACUAAAGUUGGUAUAACUAGAGAAGCAAACAGUCGGUCACAUUCAUCUCUUGAGUGUCUAACUGUGUGUUAUGGUGUGUUUGACCCUAAAUUAAUUUUAUGCCAGAAUAUCCCUUUAAAGUGUAUGUGUUGUAUGACAGACUUUCAAUCACAAAACUUGAUUUUAAGACCAUAGUUAAGAUAAAAAGUUGGAUGUUUUAUCUCUACCAGCUAAUGUACAAAAGUGAAGUCAAAAUAAUCCUGACUCGGGCUACAAAUGUUUGACUCCACCUUAAGGGAACUGUCCAGUCACCCUUUGUUUCAUACAACCUAAGCUUAGGACAUAUCAAGACAAAACAGACAAGAGAAGGAUGAGACAUCCAGAACAUCUGCAGUGAAGUAAACAUCUGUGUCCUUGGGCCUCCUGUAUACACAGCAUCAAAAGCUGCCGAGUAUUCAGGCACAAAUGGAUGUUUUGUCUGAUUACUUUGGUGUGGAACAAAGGAAUCAAGGUGGAAACAUGUAGGUGAAAACACAAACCUGAAAUAUUCCACUUGUGUCACUGCAGACCAAGUGGAGGUGAUAAAUGAGUUAGCAGAGAUGGCAGCAAACUGGCGUUUUUCAUCCAUGCACCUACAAUAUUUUGGUUUUGUCCCUCGUAAAUUUCCAGCUUAAGGGCUUGCAGUGUAAUUGAAAUAUUUUUUCAGGAUGAGGGUUCAGCAUAAAUCUCAGCGCCGCUAAGAACAAGCGGUACCUUAGGAGGAUGUGAGAGUGGCAUAAAUCACGACUACUCUUCCACAAACUUGACCAGAAUGCCAUCCUUUUUUUAAAAAGCUCCUCUGAUAGGAUUCAAACCCAUUUAUUCAGCGUCACAAAUCCACAUCAAACUCCCUCUCCCUGCUGUUCUGAUGUUUAUUUUUCUCCUUCCCAGCCAUCCUCUACACCUCCUGCAUCCUGGUGGGCAUCUUCAUGAACAGCAGUGUGCCAAUUUUCUUCGAACUCUUCAUCGAGACCGUGUACCCGGUUCCUGAAGGCAUCACCUGUGGAGUGGUCACUUUCCUCGCCAACCUAUUCUGCGGCUUGCUCCUCUUUUUCCUCACCUUUUAUAGCACAGGUAAGACAGACACAAGAGUGGAUAUAAAACGCGAUCAAACUCCGUCUGCUGUAUUAGUCUUUGAAAGUGUAACCUCUUGAAUAGCUUAUUAUUGUCAAUGAAAGAGACAAGAUGCUUCAUUCAGAAGCGCGCUCUCCUCACUGCAGGUUCCAGACUCCAUUGUUUCCAAAAAUCCAUUUCAAGCCCCGCAGAUAUUUCGAUAAAAGACACAAAAUUAGGUUGCAAUCCAAUUGACACAUUCAGCACAAAGAAAGAAAAAUCCCCUUUUGCAAUUUAGCCCCCGAUUUAUCUUUUGAGCUUACUUCCUGGCAGAGUUUGAUGAAAUAAUUUAGGAACCAGCAGAGAGGACAGGAUGUCAUCUGCCACUUUUCUGCCCCGCAGCUUUCAUGAGAGCAAGCCCAGUCGGUAAAACUCGCUCAAUCAUCCGUAUAGGCGUCAGGAGUGGGUAAAAGGGCUGUUUUGUGUGUGGGUUGGUGUGAACUCGUGUUUGCUUCCAUGUGUUGUUCUCCGCUGUGAUAUUUACCCACCAGUCUUCAGUUUUAUUACCCCUCCCCUGCAAGUUUGGCUACAUCACAACACAAAUCAGCUGAGUUGAUGGAUCCGUCUCUGACUCUCCCUCCCUCUGCCUUGUUUGUUAGGGUAAACAGCAGAUAUAUUUCCAAACCCUCAUAAAUAUUUAUCAGCUUCUUCCUCCCACUCUGCCGAGUCUCUCUGAUUGCCGUGAGGAUACUGACAGCUGCUGCCUGACAACUGUAUGUUGAUCCUGCCUUCUGGGUUGCCGCGCCAGUGCAGGUGGAUAUGAAUCUAGUUCGACCUCAACAGCCGUCGAGCCAAGAGGCCCCUGGGGGCCUGCUAACAAGCACAACAGUCGGAGCAUAAAACCAGCUAAAAACAGCUGGUCUCAACAAUUUACAUUACCUAUGUUUUUGAGGCUUCAACUUUAAAAUAUUUUCAUUUUAGUGAGACAUCUUUCAGCUGAAUCCUAUUGUUGCUGCUUCAUUUAAGCUUUCACAAAUACUCUAGAAAUGAUCAGUUUGUUUGUAAUUUUAGUUUUUUAAUGGACAUUAUCUUGAAGAGGGCAGCACAGUGGUAUAGUGGUUAGCAUUGUUGUCUCACAGCAAGAAGGUCCUGGGUUCGAAUCCAGCUCAGGGCAUUUCUGGGGGUAGUUUGCAUGUUCUUCCUGUGUCUGCGUGGGUUUUACUCCGGUUUCCUCCCACAUCCCAAAAACAUGCAGAAGUGGGGUUAGGUUAAUUGGCCACUUUCAAAUUGCCCGUAGGUGUGAAUGUGAGCGUGGACGGUUGUUUGUCUCUAUAUGUCAGCCCUGCGAUGAACUGGCGACUUGUCUAGGGUGUCCCCUGCCCUUGCCCCAAGAUGCUGGGAUAGGCUCCAGCGACCCCUAACGGGAAUAAGCAGUAGAAAAUGGAUGGAUGGAUGGAUGGAUUAUCUUGAAGAAAACUGAAACUUCAAGCAAGAUUUAAAAAAAAACUUUAAAUGUUCAGAUUCUUUUAAUGUCCCAAUUGAUGUUAAAGCUGCUGAUACAGCUGCAGUUCCUCAUGUCAUCUAGUAGACUGUUCCACUGAGUUGUGGCUUUUGCAGAAAAAGCUGACUGUGCAGAACAAUCUCUUGAUGCAGAUAUUCUUGUGGAUUUUAUAGUCGGAAACUGAUGCAACAGAGAUGGGGCCAAACUCUUUACAAUCUUAAACAUUAGUCACAUACGUGAAAACACUGCUUUUGGUUAUAAUACAGCACUUAGCCUUGACAUACAUUGAGGGGUUUGACUUAACUACCCACAAAAGUAAGUCCUCACUGCUGUGAAGUAUACCUUUUACUCGCGUAGAUUACUAAACUGGUAGUUCUACUUUUCUUUAUGUGAAAUGUUAUAAAAAAAUAAAAAAUAAAAAAAAACGUAUUUAUUUUUCAAUCGAAUCUUUUAUAAAUAUUUCUUCUCUGCAUUUUUAGAGACUUGGUCCCAGCAGAUUUCCAUUAGUCCUGACCUGCUGACUGUAGGCCGUAAGCUUCACACUGCAAAAUGAUUGACACUUAACACCCAAAAUAAAAGAAAUACUGUCUGCAGACACUCGCUGUUGUGCACUUCCUCUGGAUUAUUAAUGGAAAUCAGAGCACAUAUUUGUAGGAUUUUACAUCAUUUAUAUGACUUUUUUUUAUUUUUUUGUUUUUGAGUUGCAGUUUCUUGACAUAAAGUAUCACCUGUUUGCAAGGUGGUAAAAAAUUGAAAUGAAUCUAUCAGAUAUUUCUUAGGAGCUUCAUUUUUGAAGCUGUAGUAUCAAAAUAGGUGUCAAUAUAAUGAUGAUUUUUAGUAGUAUCUUAUGGAAAUUUUAAACAUUUGUAUUGUGACAAUUUAAUCUCUGACAAUGACUUUCAAAACUUUGAUUUUUUUUCCUUUUUUAUUUUUUAUUUUUUUUCCAACCAAAACCAACAAACUGAUGAUGGUAUAGUUGAAGUUUAGAGUUUCAAUGUGGCUAUUUUAAUUGAUUAUUAAUCUGCAGAGAUCUAAUAAAUCUUAAGAGUGAAGCUCAUGUAAUUUAUGAAAAUUUUAGGAUGCUCUCGCAAUAAUUUCUCUAGGGAAUGAGGAGGCUUUUGCUAUUUAAAACAUAUAAUUAAAGAUUAUACUUUAUAGUUUCCGACACCUUUAUAUGCUCUCAAAUCCUCCUCCUCCUCGCAUCUCCUCUCUUCUGAUCUCUGUGACGAAGCGAUUAAUUCUCUUAAACGGUACGCUCUGAAAACGUACCUGCUGCUGCUGUCACAGCUUUUUGACCUAAAUAGAUCUUCAGAGCAGUGAUACUCUGAGCUCUGACUGUUUCCCUGCCAAACUGGCUCGCAAAGAAGUAAAUAUUACAGGGGGACUGCCAAAACACACAUUUGGCAGUGAGUCGACAUUGCACCAAAGCAAAAAAAGGUCAUUUAUAAAAUGUGAUUUCUUAUUUAAGGAUUAUAGGAUCUCAUUUUUCAUGGAUAUAUAAUCUUUAAAGCAGCAUUUGUGUUCAAAGCAGGGCUUAAUUUGUACAAGUUUAAUACAAAAAAGGUCUAAAAGCUCCAUAGCAAUGUAUGUCUAGGUUCGGAUUUCUGUUAGUGUUGUGGCACACGAGGAGAAAAAAUAUUACAUUAAGAUGAAUGAGCUUUAUUUUGAAGAAUGCUCCUUUUUGGCGAGAUUCAAGCUCUCCAUUGACGUGCUUUCAAAUAUUUCCCAUUACAGUGAUGCAGAUGGAGGUUUGGCUCAGUGCGUUCAACAGGUGUAGUUGAAAUGACUCAGAAGGAUGCUAAGUGGAUUGGUUUAAUUGAGUCCGUGUCAUUUUUUCCCGGAAAAACAGCGGCGGGAUAACUCAAACAGGAGGUGGAAGCUGUUUGAAAAUUGGGAUUUAGAUGCUGAGUGAUGUAUUUUGAAUAGUCUGAACCUGCGUUAUGUCAGUCUGGUGAUGAAUCAUAGAUUAGAUAGUAAUAGAGCAGGUGGGGAUGGAUGAAGCAGCCGCACACAGUCACAAGAGUGGGACUUAUAAAGAAUACAUGCAUCCUCUGCUGGGCUGAGUGAUUGACUGCUGUGAGUGAAGGUAUGUGUGAGUGUGCAUGUUUUGUGUCUUUUCUGUAGGGGCUUCUUUUUCUUUCACUUUAGAAGCAGACUCAUGUGUGUGUAUGUGUGCAUAUGUGUGUGCGUGCAUGUGUACGUGGGCGAGCUGAAGGGCGUCUGAUGUUCUGGGAUGGAUCCUUGACAACUUUCCUGUGACAGCCGGAGAGAAGAUCAAGCCGAGAUGAUAGAGGCUUUCGUUGCUCUUUUCUUUCACUUCCCACCCUGCAGUCGUCUAAUAGAGCAUCCAGGGUGUAUUGUCAGGAAGUUCACUUUGCUGCAGGCGUGUAGACACUAUAGAAAACUAACUGAGCAGGAGAUUGCCACUGACUACCUGCCUGCACUGAGUGUCUAAGGAUGAAGAGUUGUUUAUGUUGAUUAUAGCUGCUCUAAUAACAGACAGCUAACCACUGUUUGCAGGCUCAGACUGUAGAUUAUAUACCGGGACUUUAUAAAACAUGCUCAGCUCUGUAUUGUACUGUGUGUCAAUGGCCCCGUUUACAUGGAUAGUUUUCCUCAAUCUGAUUGAAAUCAAUCGGAUCAAGUGAAUCUGUAAAGUAAAUUAUCUGUAAAUUAAGUAAAGAGAUCCACGUUCAGUCUGCGUUUUCAUGGCCCCAGCUGAAUCCAAUUGUAUUCUAUUUUAUCAAUGGGAAUUGUUAACGGGAACCAUUGUUUUAGUUCCAUUUUAGAGUUGCGCACGGACGUGUUUGUGUGUGACACCGCCGGAGUUACCAGACCGAGCAGAGUAAGGAACCCUAUGUGUUGAAGUUUAAUAAAAGUAUAAUCCAGCCGGGUUACACAGCAAGAAGUGAACGCUUCGUCAGUCGCACGAAACAACACACUUUAACACUCCACCGUCCAGUUUUUCUGUUUGUUCGCCAUGUUUGUUUUCGUUUGGGCGCGCUCUGCGUACGUUACUACGUGCCUCUUACGUACUACCUAGCGCCUGCGCAGACCGAACAAGCCUCUCUGUAAAAUAAAUAAAUAAAUAAAUAAAUAAAAAUAAAAAAACAAGCCUCUCUGUAAAUCCAGUCCGCUCCAUUCAGCCGUAUAUAUGGAGCAUGGAGCGGAUUAUCAAUCGGUGUAGACUACCUUUUACAAUCCGACCCGAAAUACAAUCAGAUCCAGGUGAAUCAGAUUGGCUAAGGUGUUUAUAUGAGACGUUUUGAAUCUGAUUGACCUUUCAGUCUGAUUGUAAAUGGGAUUUUUGGACCCAUGUAAAUGGGGCCAGUGAUUUAGUCAUCUUAAAACACCAAGCACAAAUACUUUAUUUAUGAGAAACUGACCCUACCCAGUUGAAAUGUUUUGCAGCUGUUUAAAGGAGUACACAGAGUCUUUUCACUGGUUUACCAAAUAAAAGAACAAUUUACUUAAUGAGUUCAACCUGAUUAGUAAUUCGCUCAUUGUUGGAAAUGUCAUAAAAUGAUGCUUGAUUAAGAGCAACACAAUGACAGUGACUGCUGCACUGAAAAGACAAUAGAGAUUCGUUUUUAUUGAGCUGACGAUAAAUGAAUAAAUGUGUAUUUUAGAGGUACUUAAAAAAGGAGAAUGCACAAUGUUUCAAUGUUUCUUUUAAAUUCAUCCAUGCAUGUAAACAUGAGACCAUGUAAGAUCACAAUCAGAACAAGAAAGAAGUGACUGUAACGUAGGGUAUUUGAGUUUCCCAGUAAAAACGAGUGCUAAAUCCAGAUUCAAAACCAGUUUUGGAGUCAAAUCCAAAGAAAAACUAAUCUUAUAAAGGUUCUGUAUAAAUGGGUUAAUGAUAUGAAGCUGUGUUUACUUAUGAAAAGGACUUUACGAUCUCUCCCCUGUGUAAUCUAAACCCCCCCGUCUAUCUGAAUUGAAAAAGUGCUUGUUUCCUGUUUUGCUCUAAAACAACUGUGUUCUGUUCUCCUAAAGCGAUCCCUCCUGCAAAGAUAAAUUUGAUUAUUAUGUAAAUCCCCCUUUGGAAGUAUUCUAGUGGGCUGUCUCAUUACUCUAAUUUCCUCUCUCUAUUCCCAUAAAGGCGGGGGCGAAUGAUAUGCCGACUUUAAAACUGAUAAAUUCUGCAUGAGCCUCGUCUUUUCAAACUCUCCUUUUUACCUCCUGAAAUUGAAAAUUUGCAACACCAGCCUUUGAAGAUUUCCAUCUAUUUGCAGUUUGUGGUUCAUGUGAGGGUUUUCCUUUUGGCUUUUCACCGCCUCAUUAUGCAUUUUGAUUUCUGUUUCUUUCUCUAGCGAGCCGAGAGGAGUUUAUGAAUUUACCUCCUUGACCGUUUUAAUAUCCAUGAGCAGCCAGUCCUGGUUCAUUGAGCCUCACCUGGCCUCUUGGCUCUCUUUUCCUGUUUUCAGAAACCCAUAGAAAAAUCUCUGAACCAUGUGACUCAGGAACAUGAAUGGAGUCCAAGGGCCAUAUACCUGUGUCUGUUGCUCCUCUUUUGGAUUUCAUCUGCUGUGUGUUUGUGUCAUUUGGAGCAAUGCGUCUGGUGGAAUACAAAGCAGCAGGGAGGUAUUGUGGAGCGAAAAAGCCUCAGAGGUUUUGUAGUUGUGGAAGAAGAGGAAGAGGAGGAAGAGGAAGAUGAGGAGGAAUAGGGUUGAGUCUCCAGCAUUGAGGGGGAGCUUAGACUUUUUCAGCUCAGACAGAAAUAAUUGUAGCACUCAUUUAUUCCUGAGAAGUUUCUUUUUUUUUUUCUGCUUAACUUUGCAUUUUCGUCUGAAGAGAAAACGCAGACAAACUUUUCUUACCCCCCCGUUAAGAAUGUGGAGGUGUUUAAAAAAACAAACAGCCUCUCUUUUGCAGAGCUCAGUCACCCCUGAGAGGAUAAAUGCCUUUUUUAUUUUCUGGUUUUGAAAUCUUUUGGAGAGUUUUGACUCAUGUGUGAGAAGAAACACUGACAUAUAAACAGCUUGCAAACUCACAAAGUACACCCACAUGUGCGUGCUUUGGCAGACUCGAUGAAUAAUCUCGCUCUAUAGGUGCGUUCAACAACCUGUCGAUCAGAAGUAAAUACGUCCAAAUGUUCUAUAAUGAGGAGUUGUCAGGUUCCUUAUAUGUGGCUAUCUUUCUCCGAAUGCCUGACCUCAAUCUUUUUUAAACAAAAGCAGCAGACACUCAACUGAAUGGAGUUUCAUUAAUUAUAACGCUGCAUUGACCUCAAUUAAGACUGACGAAGGCCAUAAGAUUCCUGUCAGCCCAUGACUCGAUCUUCAUCUGGAACUCCGAUGUGCUGACGGUGGCAGCUGCAGUAAUAGGCUGUUAACAUGAUGAACUGUCCGGCGUUCACACCGAUGUUUCAGAGUACACUCAUUCUGUCACACUGGACCUGCUUUAUUUAAACUCGCUGCUGGCGAACCGAAUGGACAUUUUUUGGCUCGUAUGCAAACGUUAUGGUUCAUUUAAAACUUAGAGCAGCAGUUUAACCAGCUCGACAACCUCUGCUGUUUUUGCUUCUGUCUUCUAGUAUGCUCAUAACCUUUUUUCAUGCUGGGACAGUUGUCUAAAAGAAACCCAGAUUGAUUUUAUAAUUAGUCGGUAAACUUCCAGACUGCUGUUGUUAACAUGUUUUUCAGUUUCAGGACAUCACUGAUACUAAGUACAUUUUUUUCAAUCUGUUUAACAUGCAAAAUGAGACAUAUUAUUGAAAAAAAAGGAAAUUGACUUGUAGCUUUUCCCUUCUGAAUACAAUAUUCAACAGAGCUGAUUUUGCUUGCUUAUUCCAGGAAGAAAUUGUGUCACAGCUGUCAUGAAUCAACUCUUAAGUUUCCUCCCUAUUCCCCCUCCCACCCCCCCACCAAAUAAAUAUAACAAAAAAUAUUGAAAUUAUAAACACAAGAUAAAAAUAAAGCAAAAAUGGAUUCAAAAAAAUUUAAAUAAAAUGAAAAAAUAUUUAUACCUGCUACCUGCAUCUUCUAAGUACAAUUAUUAUAGAGUACGGUGUAAACACAGUGGCAUUAUGGUAUCAGAAGUGUUUUAAAGCAUUUUUGCCAUAUUGGAAAUGUCUUGACCUAACUUUUCUUCAACCCACCAAGGGGCAAAGAGGUGGCGUUGAGUUGGACCUUUACUCUCCAAGCUGACCACCAAGUCAGCUUUGCUCUCUGUCAGCUAAUUGAACUGAUAACCUUAACAUCUUCAAGAAUUCACCACCUGCACAGUGUGUGUAAACAAAGAAAUGAGCUAUUCAGAAGAACAAAACCACUUUUCCAGAUGGGCAUCCUGUAUGUGUGUCUUCCAGGGCUUUUGCAGCCAGCCUGAAGUGGACACUUAGAGUCUCUUCUUAACUGACUUAAUUUCUUAAGCUUGCAGGUUGCUGAUUGCGAUUACCCCACACAACCCUCAUAAGGAAAAAAAAAAAGUCUCUUUUAACACCCCCCUGCCACUGUAGAAACAUAAUUUUGGCCAUUUAAAUUAUCAGCUGAUUGAAUUGCUUAGGCUUGACUCAAGAGCCAGAAUCUGCUCACUGUUAAAUAUGUUCUCUUUUAGCCAUCUCACCUCAAAAUCAGAGGAGAGUGAUUGAGCUGCUGGUCUUUUUUUACUAAUUUACUAAUUGAAUCUCCACAAUUACCAAACUCCCCAUUUGCUUUCAUUUUAAGCUACAGGCAAAAAAGAAAGACAGUGUGUCUCCAACUUUUAAUUUAUACAAAUCUUUGUCCAAUAUGUAUGUGAGAUAGAGUUAGAGGAAGAGGACAGCAGGCCGGAUAAACACAACUCCAUUAACCCGCCUCCUCACUGGGUCUCCUGCUGUCCAGUUCACACACUCCUGAUUAAUGAGGCUGCUUCAGGAGUCUUGACAUCUCACCGAAAACACUCUCACCUGAUCCCUCACCUCCCUCUCCUCCUGAGCCUCAUCUUCACCUUCCUUUUACCUCGAUUUAUCUUUUGCUUUCAUCUUCACACCUUUUAACCCACAUUCUUCCUCUUCAAAGAAGCAGUAAAAGGUGUGCCACAUCCAGCCAAAUCUCAUAAUUUUCCACAAAGAGGCUGCCUCAUCCGGAGUGGGCAGCAUUCUCUUCUUGCAUUGAUUCAGCAGCUGAUUGACGAUGUUAUGAAAAGAUAGGUGAUUGGAAUCGAAUAAAAGCUGGCGUGUGUUAAGACACACUGGGCUGGCCAAGCCUUGGGGACUCCUCCAUGUUUUACAACUCGAUUCCUCUAUAUUUAGUCUGGCUUGUUAUCAGGACCAGAGCAACUGCCUGCUGCCUCUACAUCCUCUGUCCUGGCAGAGAAGAUAGCCCCCUGAACGUGGAUCCUUCUAAAGUCUCCAUUGGGACAGAACACCUCAAACACCCUACUUGUUGCUGAGAUUACCUGCUUUACUGCGAGGGCUGCUUAAUGCAUUUGGAAUAAGGAGUUUAUUGAUUUGAGUGUUGCUCAGACAGGCUGUUUAAAAGUGGAGCCAAUGCAAUGGUGCCUUAAAAACCUGCACUUUUCUUGUGGCCUUGUAGCCUUCAGUAUCGGCCGAUACCGAUAUUGAUCCAAUAUUGGCACAAACUUGUGCAUGACAAGUUUGGCACUCAGCCAUGUCUUUUUGGGGUUAGAAUAAAAAAUACUGCCACAUAGCUGAUAUCAUUCCUACUCCCAGCUAGUUUGUUGGUACCUUGGUACAUACUGUUGUUGUGAUUACUGGGCUCUGCAUGCUGCUGCUAGAUAGAGGUGGUGGAGCGGAGUUUGGAAUGGACUGCUUGUAUAGGAGCGCUAAUAUCGGAGUUUUAGAUGCAGGCCGAUAUAAUCAGAAUUUUUUUUUUGCUGAUAUAGGACCAAUAUUCGAUAUCAAUAAUAGAUCAGGUCGUCCCUAAUCAUAUGGUUUGGAAUGUAUCAUUAAUCAUAUCGUAUCGUCAAUUAUUGAAUUGAUUGUAUCGUAUCGUAUCAAAUUGCAUCAUAUCAUACCCUAUCAUCGUACCCGUAUCAUAUCGUACAAUAUCAUAAACGAUUGCAUCCAAUUGUAUCAUUUCUCGCCGUAUUGUAUCACAUCAUAUCGUAUCAUACCUACAACAUACCUGUGCCAUAAAGUAUCGUAUUGUAUAGUAUCGAAUCACAUUGCAACCAACCUAACGUAUAGAGUAGUAACCCAUACUAUUUUGUGUCAAAUAGUAUCAUAUAGGAUUAUUUAGUAUCGUUAAACUUUGUAUCAUAACUAAUUUGACCUUUUCUAGUUAUUGUUUCUCAUCAUGUCGUAUCAAGUCGUGUUGUAUCAAAGCAGAUAUUGUUGAAGACAGCAAAGGCAAGAAAGCUUCAAUGUGUGAGUAAGAGAUAAUUGAUGGUAUCACAUCAGAUUUGAGUCAAAGUUUAACCAAACUUGUGCAGGUCCCAUUUGGAAGACCUUCGAAACCUACUUGAACAGGAACUGGAGGUCAUUUGUCAGGCUGUUGAUGAGUUUAGAUGCCGAUAGUUUAGUAUUGCAGACAGCAAGAGAUCCCUUCUUUGUGGUUAAUGGAGCCUGAAUGGAGCAGAGAAAAUAAAGCACCUCAUCCUGUACUAUGUUUAGGUUCAAGUGUAGGUCAAUGAUAAUGGGGAACGCUGCCAAUAUCAUUGAAUUAUUCAGAAUCAUUACCAAAGACAGUUCAGGAGGCUGAUCUUACUCCCUUCAUGGUACAUCAGGAAUUCCUAUCGAUUAGCCAUUAGUCCCGUAUGAUACUGAUAAAUAAUUCAAUGUCCCCUCAUACAAACCCUCAUUAUGGUUUCUGGAUUUAUGAAGGUGACUUAUGUGUCACUAUCAAACUGCAGGUCUGUUGCUUUGCAUUGAGGCAGAGUUCAGCUAAGUGAUUACUCAGAUUUUGAUCCAAUGAAAUUUUUAGUUCGCUUUAGUUUAUGCAACAACCGGCAAACAUCCAUUAACAUUGUUUUCACCUUCUGAACAAGUCAUUUGUUUGGUAUGCUUACACAAGUAAGGACACGGGGAAACUAUCCUACUAUAAUAAGGUUGUUCCCAAUGAUUGAAAAAACGGCACAAUGAUCAGGUUACUUAUUGCUGGUUGUUAUUUUAAAACAUCAGUGGAUAGUCAAGGUCAUGCUUGCUUUGCUUAAAGCUCAAGGGGAGCUGCAGUGAUAUGUGUUGCAUGCAAUAAGUUACAGUAAAAGCCUCGCCGUGCUGCACUUCGGUGGUUUCCUAAGCUCAGAAAAUGGGUUAGUAUGUGAGAUGGCAAGAAAAUGUGGAACAGUGUACUUCUGCUUACAAUUUUCUCUGCACUAAUGGUUUGGGAUGCUGCACUUUCAUUCUGUAAUUUAUAGUCCUGGCUAGUUUUCAGUGUGAGUAAACAAAGACUCCCAAAAACUCCAAGCUGAAAUAGCUCUCUAUAGAACAAAAAAAAAAAAGAUUAUGCAGCUGACCCAGAGACACAGAAAAAACAUUACAAAUAACUGCAGGACUUUUUACAUUACAACACACUCAGCUUGGAAAUACAGAAUUGAUUAAAAGUAAUAAGAUAGCGUCUCUAAUCUCGCUCAGAAACAGCUUAAACUCUCUCAGGAAUUUUUUUGCUGCAUUAUUAAACCUAGCAACAAGGAUUUGCUUACAUUUAACCACUUGACCACUUUGCAUUGAGGUCUGAUUGUUGGCGUUCUAGGUAAGGCCUAGCCAGGUUGAAUGAAUGAAGGAUCAAGGCCCUGAGUCUGCACGAUAAAAAACAAACUCUGUUUAGGAUCUAUGUUUUUGCCCUGGACUCAAGAGACCUCAGAAAGCCACUUAUGAAAUGCUGACACAAAUUCAAAUUAAAAACCCAAUUCCAAAAAGUUGGGACACUGCAUAAAUCACUGCCACGAUUUUUUUAAUCACUUAAACCCUCUAUUUCUCAAAAAAGCUCAACAAAACAUGAUGAAAUAUCUCCCAACUAAUCAGGUUAAUUUGCAACACAACUGGGUGAUUCUAGAGAAGCUGAGUCUCUCUGGACUGAAUGAGAGUAUGACUGUGUGAAGAAAUAACUCAUGAAUUUCUGAGUAAUUAUCCUCUGUGUAAAAGUGCAAUGAAUCAUCUAGAGUAUAAAAUAUCAUUAAAAGACUGGGAGACUCUGGAGUAAUCUCUGAGGCCAACAAAGCAAAACUGGGUGGCUGUGAUCUUCAGGCUCUCAGAUGGCACUACAUUAAAAAACAGAGAUAACUUUGUAGUGUGAAUCAUUGCAUGGGACCAGAAUCACUUCUGUGAACUAAGUUUGCCACAUUAUACACAGUACAGUUGGAAAAUGCCAAACCAGAGUCCACAUUAGGGCUGGGCGAUAUGGCCUCAAAUCAAUAUCACAAUAUAUUGAGCAGUUCACCUCAAUAACGAUAACUGGACGAUGACUACUCCACAAGCCGCUCACCCCCUCCCACAUUAACUCCAUCCUCCUACAACUUUUGAACUGUCCUCCAUCUCCUCACCUGUCUUUCCCUCUUUGUUACGGACUGGAUGGGUUGAAGUCACAUCUCUGAUGUAGGACAGCAUCUUAAAGGGACAUGAGACCAUAACCUACCUACACACAUCCAAAACCAACUUUAAUUUAUUUAUUUAUUUGACACUGAAUAUACCAAUAUGGGCAAAAUGACAUUGGUUAUUAUUGUAAAUUUUCGGUUUAUCGCCCAGCCCUAGUCCACAUAUAUUACAACAGCGUAGCUCCUAAGUAAAAGAGUUCAGGUGUGAACUGGCUUGCCUGCGGUUACAGCUUGUCACUAUUGAAAAUAUUAGGUGCAUUAUCUAACAAACUACAACAAAGGAGACUCUUAAGCUGAAAUUGUAUAUCAGCCAAGACUGGGAGAGCUUUGCAGUUUCAAAACUCCAAAUGUUAUCUUUUUAGUUCCCAGAUGUUUUGUGAUGCAACACAAUGGUAAACACACUCCUGGGCCAACUUUCAAAAGAGCAUGUGUUUUUCAUUCAAUUUCCACUUUUAACAUUUUAUAUGUUUUCUUUGCGCAAUUUUCAAUGAGUUAUAGUGUUUGAAAGACUUUUCUGGGGGGGUUUUGUGCUUGUAAAAUAAAUAGCAGUUGCCUGAGUUAUUAAGAAGAAUUCCCUGACAGAAAGUACAAAACAGAAAAAUAUCAUCCUUGUAUGUAUGAAGUACUUAUUUAUAUUCUUUGUGAGAGGGAAAAAUGAGAAUGGGUGUGAAAGUGAAUAAAAAGGUCAAACAAAUCCAUCAAGCAGGACACACAGGCUCUCUGAGUAUUCGGUGCAUCAAGUCUGGGAUGCAGCUGAAGUAGACUGCUUACUCAAAACCACGUCUCUGCUUCUCUCUGUCUCCUUUUUUCUAGAUCCGACGUGGGUGAACUGGUGUCUGGCCGGCUCCUGUGUCUUCAGCCUCAUCGUUGUCCUGUUCUUCAGGGAGUCUUAUGACCGUCUCUACCUGGACGUCUUCGUCUCUGUGUGAUGCUGCUGAAAAACUACACCACGACUUGACAAAACAGGACUGAAUAAUAAAAAUUCUUGCACAAAAAAGAUGAGAAAAGGGAGAAGAAAGGAAAGUGAGAUGGACACUUCCUUUGACGGUGUAAGAUUUAAGAUGUUGAUGUAUAUAUCGGUUACGGUGGUGAUGGAUGUUUUGUUUUAUGGCUGCCGAGAAGAACCAAGACUUGAUUUGAAAAAAUUAUGUUUACUCUGAUAAUUGAUCGUCUCGAUGCCAUACGACAGCAGAAAACAUCACCACCCGAUUUUAUUUGUCUGUCUACGUUUGUUUGUCAACAAACUUUGUGAGCGGUUUAAUUUUCCUAACCAGGCACAGCAUGACGGACUGAUAGUAGUUGUUGUUUACAGAUGAUAUAAUAUUUAAAGUUCUCAGUGUCGCCCCCUUGUGGCUGCCCGUUUUAACUUUCCUUAAUCGUGUUUCAAAGCUGUACCGGCGUCCAGCCCAUAACAAGGAAGCAUAAAGGAGAGCUUCAUCAGCCAAUCAGCAGGCCUGGCUGCGCUGAGGCGGGACUAAACGUUGGACUUCUGGAGUGUGACUCUCUGAGGAGACCCGGUCGGCACUGUCAAAGUAAACCUGUGAAACUGCCUUUCACUGACGCACAGGUUCUUCUGAGAUGUUUCACCGCCCUCUCCAGAUGAAUAUUAUGCAAAAGUAAUCCUCCACAUUGAUGAUUGGAUGUGAGCCAAAGAUGUGGGCCGGGAUUUGAUGAUAAAUCUGAUCUUUUUUCUGAUCAAUGAACUGUUCAAGUGUGAGGAGCUGAGCUGUUAGAGGGUGUUUCAGUCUAUUUAUGAAUAAUUGUGUCAAAUUUCAGGAGUCUUUCUUUUUAGUAAUCAACCUCAUUGAUAUCUUGUUUUUUUUUUUUUAGAGUUUUAAAAUCUGUUCUCCUCAGCAGCCUGCCAGUAUUUAUUGGAAAUGUCUCAACACUAACAUAUUUAACACCUAGUUUCACUGGAACAUUUUGUUUAUUGACAGUUUCAGCUGCUGUGGAAGAGGCACACUUAGGGAGAUUAUUUUAUUACACAGGCAUUAGGAUUACGUUACGGUGUACAUGCCAAGCUGCUCCUCCAAAGCACCAGCAGGUGUCUCUGCGCCAACUUGAAAGUCUACCAACAAAAAGACCUGAAGGAUGAGAGAGAAACAAAGUUUUCCUUGGAUUCCUUUGCAAAACUUGACGUGUGACAAAGAAAAAGCUCCAGAUCUGGAGGGACGAAAUCACUAAAAAAAAGAAACAGUACGGCUAAUGAAAAACAUCUGUUACUUGAAGACAGAUUUGUUCUCUAACUCGUCGUUGACUUCUUUGUAUGUCUUUGUCCUGCACAGCAGCUAUAAGAGUUGUUUUACUGUGUUUCCCUCUGGGGUUCGAGGAGGCUCUGUAAUGUGUUUCCUGGUGCUUUUUUUUAUUUCCUACUCUCCUUGUACAGAAAGAAAAAGGUUGUCUUUUACCUUUCAACGUGUUGCCUUAAUUGCCCAGUGUGGUGCGUUCGGCCUCCCUCUCCUCCACACUGUGACUCUUUUGUCCGUGUAUGUUGUUAAAGGUCAUGUUCUCCUGUUCUGCAGCACCCUCUCUGUGGUUUUAGCAGGCUUCGGGUUUUAAAUGUCUUUGUUCUGUGGUAAGGAUAAAGAGCAAAUGUGACUGUUUAAUUUUUCCAGCACCUUAUUAAAACAAACAUUUUAAGAAUAAC
Xyrichtys novacula (pearly razorfish) is the source of this 68093-nucleotide messenger RNA. The record is from the annotation of a GenBank genome assembly. NCBI's taxonomy places the organism in Eukaryota, Metazoa, Chordata, Actinopteri, Labriformes, Labridae.